This is a messenger RNA of Xyrichtys novacula (pearly razorfish), 78024 nucleotides long. The record is from the annotation of a GenBank genome assembly. Lineage: Eukaryota; Metazoa; Chordata; Actinopteri; Labriformes; Labridae.
AUGGCGCAAGCCGCCAAGCAGCUCCGCAAGACCAAGGACCUUGCGGAGGCCGCCGCCCAGGAGCAGAGGGAGAAGGAGGAGGAAAAGUUAAAAAAGAGGAAUCGAUCCAGAGACCGCAGGCGCAAGGUAUGGCUGGCAAUUGCAAGAGACAGGGGAGGUGACGAUGAUUCUCACAUCCAUCUUUCCACCCUGUACAAACCUUUCUCCAUCCUGCUGGCAGUCUCUCUCUCUCUGUUGCUGCAUCUUUGUGCAAGUCUGGUGGGGAUGCAAUUACACAUGUAUAAUUACACAGUUGGUCCUGCGGCCUCAGCUGGUGUGUGUGCUGUGCAUGUGUUUGUGUAGGCUAACCAGUCAAGCACAUAUGCUCUGGUACAGGUUGUGUUCCCUCCGUCAGUCAUACACAUAUAAGGGAAGGAGGCUGAUCUUGAUUGGUAUGCUGUUAGAGGUGUGACCAACAUAUGCUGGUGAUUAAAUAAUAGGCAAUGUCCUGUUUUUUCCUCACAGAUUUGAGCCUUACAUGGGUGCAGCUCAUUCAUAUUAAUGUCCGGAGUGUGAUGCACCGCGAGAAAUUUUGUGCAUGUAACCACGUCUCCAUUGACAUGCUCUGCAUGCUCUGCUCUUCUGCAGAAAGCUGUGUUGGUGUCAGACUUUGUGUCUUCCCCCAUAUUACAGGUUUUUUCACUGGGGGAGAUUUAAAAUGGAGGGGGAAGAUGGAGGAACACUCAAACAGCACAUGCAAUGUUCACCCAUCUGUAUGUGUGUUUCUGGUUUGCGUAGGCUGCAUGUCUUGUUCGACUAAAAAUCUGUUUAUUAGAUUAGUGAUGUUAUUUGUUUAAUACAUUAUCAUUUGAAUGUGUUGUCAGGAAGUAGGCUUGCAGGAGAUCAUUGUGUAGGCAUGAGAGCUUUCAUUCACCCCUUCGUCUCACUUCUCCACUGCACUCUCCCUCUCUGACUGUUGCCUCUAGGUGCAGAUUAUAUUGGGGUUGUGCCGCCGUGCACUCAUGCCCGGUAGCACCAACAUGAUUUAUGAACAACGUAUCGCACUGUGAAGCGUACUGGUUAAACGUGUGAAGGAAAACUGAUCAGUCUUAUUCCUCCGUUUACUCGACAACUAUAUGCCACGCAGAGUGGGCUCAUUGUUCAAAUGCCAGCUCUAUUUCUGCAAUAUGUCUGCAUGCACAUAUUAAUGUGCCGUUGGUGGCAACAGGGAGCAUGGAUGGGUGUCUUCGUAGUCACUUUGAGAGAUGUGUGUACAUGAGUGUUGAUGUGAAAUACAGUCAGCGAGUGAGUGUUUGUUAGAACGACAGAAGCACAAAGGAAGAAUCGAGUCCCAAACCGAAUCUGCAGAGAAAGCUGUGAGGUUGUUGAGCGUAAUCUGUAGCCUUAAAUAUAUCAAUAUUUAGGUUCUGACUGCAAAGCAGAGAUUUGCUCGGCUUUUCUUGGACAAUUCGGUAGACAUUUAGCCAUAUGUUUAUGUUGAGCUUAUUCUUUUUCUUUCAGUUAAAGAACCAGGAUCAUGUGGUGGUGGAAAUGAUGUGGAACAGUGUAAUAUUGUUUUCCUACUGUAGCCCAAAAUCACUUUUGUAAUUCUACAGCCAUUAAAAACUUUUGAUUUUUUUCAUCCUUUAUGUUGAAAAAUCAGUGUUUUAAUAAAUUUUCUCCAUAUAUAGAACUAUGUAGAACCUCAUGAUAUAAACAGAACCUUGUUGUUUCAUGAUCGAGACAUAUGUUAAACGCAAAAUAAUUCACCUAGAAUAGAAGGAUAUUUAUCCAUAAAAAAAUCAAAACAUCCAAAGAUUAAAAAUAACAUGGUGUGAAUCAAAACGAUUUGAGGGAUACAUCCAACUCAGCAGCGACUCUGUCACUGUCUAACAAGAGUCUGGUCCUUCCCAAGGUUUCUGCCUGUUGAAAGGAAGCCAUUGUCACUCAUGUUAGACGUGACGGGUCAAAUCUGUCCCAUCUUAAAGUUGGGUCUUGGUAAUUCAUCGAACAAUGAGCUUGGUCUAGACCUGUCUUUUUUGGAAGGUGUCUUGGGAUAACGACUGUUACUUUAAAUAAAACUUUAAAGUUUUAUUUUCACCAGCCCCUCCACCUCCCCAUAUUGACUCAUAAGGUGCAGUUCAUACAGGGGAGGAGCUAGCGCAUAGAGAACCUCCUUCCCUAUGCUUGGAUUUGUAUGCAGUAAAGGCAAGGAAAUGCACACAUUAUGUUAAGCAGAGGCAGGCUCAACUUCGUAGUUGAAAUGAUUAACUGUAAUUUUCCUUUCUAAAAAACAAAAGCACUUGUGGAUGUCCUCCAUAAUAAAGCUGCUUCAGUUUAUUUAUUGAUAUUUUUGGCACAUGGAGAGCUGGAUGUUCAUUUGGAUCGUGUAUUUUUGCAAAUUGAAUGUCUGGUGAUGCCUUGUUGAAUGGGUUUGUGGAUUUGUAGGAUUUCCACAGUGUUUGACCUCCAUCUUGCACAUUUUGCAUAUUGGCUUUGCUUGUGUCCAGCUCUUCUCUGUCUGUCUGUGAGUUUUCUGAUUUGAGCUCUGUUGGUGCCUUUGGUGGAGCAGCUCGGCAUGCUGCCGUGUUUGUUUGGGGUACCACCAACCUCACAUGGAGUUAUUUCUCACUGCACGGCCAAAGACUUGAAGUGAGUCAAUGUGCUACCCACCAGAAAGGGAUUGUUCCAAAAGAUUGAUCUCUUAAUGAAUCAAUGUCUUAUCAUGGUAUAAACAUUUAUUUGAAUCAGAGAGGUGACUGUUCAGAGCACAUGUUAAUGCUUUAGAGAUGCCCUUGUUUCUAAUCCUGUGUUUUAGAAUUAAGCAGAGACUGUAAAUAGAACGGACACCGUCUGCCUCCUCACUGGGUGAAGCCACUGCGAGAACAGCACCCUCUGGUGACAGGUUGCAGUAUAGGUCUUAAAUUCCGCCCCCUCCAUCAAUCCCUAUGGAGCUGUGGACAAACUUUAGAAAUUAAUUACACAGAAUAUACAUUUUUCUCCCCCCUGCUUGCAAUGUUGACAUGUAGUUACUGUCAGACUGGUUUGUGCUCAAGUCCUCUUUUUUCAGUGCAGCUCCGUUUUUAAAAGUUAUUAGGGGGUUCAUGUUUUCUAUGAUUGACACUUCAUUUGAUUUAUCCUUGAAAAUCAAACAAGCUGGUGGGUUUAAGAUUUCAUUGGUAUCCCAUUGAUACUGCUCUCACCAGUUAAAACUGUCUCUUAAUGGAGUGGCUUGUAAAGCCUUGGCCUAUAAUUUAGCAUUGCCGUGGUGAUGAAGGACAAUAAAUGUAGAGUAUCCCUGUUACUCUGCUGUCACCUGCUGUACUGCAUUGUUUAAGGAGCAUUCAUGUUGCCAUAAGGAAGCACCCAAACGUGGUUAAUCCUUGCAUGAGUGACUUUAUUCCCACUAACCAAUCUUCAGCGAUAUUUUUUACAACACAUCCCCCCUCUCUCUCCUCUCUCUCUCUCUCUGCCUUACUCUCUCUGUUGCCCUCUGUGCAUCUGACUCCAGCCUCUACCUCCAGUAGAUUGUUUCCAUGCACUAAAAAGGAACGAUGAAGCGAGUCAAAGAGACAGAGAGUGAGAGACGAGGCACAGGCAGGUCUUAAUGUUCCCAGAUGUUAAUUAGCUCCAUUCGAUGUAAAUCAAACUCGGCAGCAUGGCAUCUCCCCCCUCUACUUCUCCUCUUGCACAAAGGUCACUCACUACAGUGCCAACAGAGAUCCUAUCAUAACUCUGAAUGGAUUGGACAGUAAUUUAGUUAAAGAUUUACUAAGACAGUGCAGGGGCAUUCUGCCAUCUGCGCUGCCUUUCAUGCUUUUUUAACAGCUGCAGAGUCAAAAGUUUGAAACAGAUCUAUUACCACUCCUCAGGUCUCUGUGCAAGAUUUUGAAAAAUCACUCAAAGUGCAAGAGGAUCUGGGCCAUGCCUUUAUAUGGCAGCUGUGCAUCAGAUAAGUGCAACCCAUAUUGUCAUUUCCAGUUAGGCAGUGGCCACCUAUGGUGAUGGAUGCUGGUCAGGAGUGUUUGUUGGCUGAAAGAAGCAUAAGGCUUUCAACCAGAAGAGCAAGGUGAAGAGUCUUGUGUGAUCAAGAGUCAUCAUGUAGGUCUUGUAAGGGUUGUUAUGUGUAUAUGCAAGAGUUGCCACUUAUGUCGCCAGUUUUCAUAACACAGUAUUAGCUGCAGACAGUAUCAAAAAUCAUGCAUCAUUUACACUUGCCCACAAAACCCUCAAUCUUUGUGCAGUUUUCUCCCGUGUGUCUCCACUUGUGAAUAAAAUUAGCUGUCAGUAUUUCUACUCUCUGCUGAGUAGAGUUCUGCUGUCCAGACAGCACUUAAUUUAGUUGAUAUAUAUGAUGAGAUGAUUGAAGAGGGAACACUCCUGACCAUUUUGGUGUUGGUUCAUGACAUAUGACGAGAAUUCCUCUGUUCAUGUACAGCCAGCCUUCUGGGAAGAGCACAAGAUUGUGCGUAAUAGCACAGCCUGUUUGAAGACAGUGUGAAAGUCAUAUAUAUAUAAAGACUAAAUAUAAUAUUGUGUCUAUCAAUGUUUAUAAAAAGCAGAGUGUAAAAAUUUUGCUCUAAAUGUGCUUUGCUUUUGGUGCCAGUAUUAGAAUUGUUGUCUGCCAUUAGGCUCAUUUGCAUAGAAAGGGGCCUUUUCUGCCUUAAUGAAUGCAUAAUGGCUCAUUUGCAAACAACCCUGGCUCACAGUGAUGCAGUGUGCUUCAGCAGCACUAAAUUUUGUGGUAUACUUGACCGUUUGUGUACGCUUUGUGAAUUCAACAUUGCUCUUUUGGCUCAUCUGGCUCAGGUUAGUCAGACACAAAAGUCAGGCAGAAAAUGUAUUAGGAUGAAUUACCUGCCAUGAUGGCUGUACAAUUUUGGAGAAAUAGGUUUAUACUAUAGAAUGAUUAAAAUCGACCAGUGUGACUCUCAAUGAAAACGAUGAAUGUUCCUUAUCAAAGAUCAACAUGUAGUUUAAAAUCCUACUGAAUGCAAUCCAAUGUGAAAUGUGAGAAACGAAUUAUGGAGGUCAAUUGAUGGUUACAGUGACAGAAUCUAUUCUUGACUCAUUGGCUGCAGUCCUGCCACUAUGAAUUACUAUCUGACCAUGCUGUGGUCAGUCUGUCUUGGAUCAUUGAUCACAGCUGCAUGUUUACUAGUCACCAGUCACAACAGACCCAUGAAGUAUGUUUGAUUUGUUAUUGAUUUAUGCUUCAAUGGGUUAAGGAUGUCCAGAUCAAGUGUUUUUUCUUCGCCUUGAUCCCGAUGCAAGUCCUUCAGUAUUGUUCAUGUAGUGAUGCAGAGCGGGUUCCCAUUACUAGUUUCUAGUAUUGAUCCAAAUAUGAAUGAGGGUGGAGUAAGAGAGGUAGUCUGUCAUUACACUUUUUAUCCUCUCUACUUUUUGGUCCAAAUACUGAAGCUCUUGUUGAAGCCUUUCACAAUAACCAACAGGUUAUCUUUACAUGUAGUUUAACAACAAAUCUUUGAAAGAGUAUGACUUCUAUAAGAGAUAUGGCAUGGGAAUUUACAUCUUGUUGAGGUUGUUAGGGCCACAAGAAUGUAAGAUCAGUGGACAGCAAUCCUUCGUCCCUCAUGAUAAACCAUGGAUGUGAAAAUACUGAUACUGACUUCUCUACUCGGUGUACCACAUCACUUCUAGCCGCUGAUUUCUCAAUUCUACAGAUUUAAAUUCAAGUGUUUACAACGACACAAGUUAGACAUUUUGAUUGAUAGCAGUCAGAUGAGUCAAGGUGCAUAGUAGCCUUCAUCAGUUGAUCAUUUUAGGUGUAAAAUUGCAGGAUAGCAGCAAAAGUACAUGGCUAAGAUAAAAUACAAAUUUGUUCAACAUAAACUGAAAAUGAAACGGUGUGAAUGGGGAAUACAUGGAGAAACUCGUCCAUUUUUUAAUUUCACUGCUGUUUUUUUUAGGUUCAUGUCUACCUCUCUAUAACUAAUGGGAUAGACUGAUCUGGGACAUAAAACCUUUUAUUGUAGCAACUCAGCAAGAGGUUCCCCCAGCCUUUACAUUUCCCAGUUACCCUCAGGCCUGCACUUAUUACCAUGGAACCAAAGAUCUGCUAAUGGAUAGUGUGUACUCUUCAUCCACGUGUGUGUGCGCUUAGCUUACUCUUGUUUUCACCGGGGCGGUCGGUGUGCAUGCAUGCACUUAUGGUUUGUGUGUGAGUGAAAUAGCAGGACUGCAGGGGAUCUCAUUCAGCUUUUAUGUAACUUAUGGAUACCCAACCCUAAUUAUCCAAAACUUUACUUGGGCCCCUGUGCCUUCUCUUUUUCCUCUCCGCUUUAAUCCUCACACAAAAAAACACACAGGACAAUGACUGAAUUAUGCCUUAGGUUGCUCAUUAAAAAAAGUUAUCUACAGAUAAAAAGUAAUUCCAAAUAUUUUUAGACAAGGGAGAAAUUCAGAUUUGCUUGGCUGUUUCUCGGUCUAAAGCUAAAGACAGAUAGGAAAAAAAAGGUAAUAAGUCAACAAAAUUAGACUAAAUACUACAAUAAAUAUAUGAUAUAUAUACAAUGUGCAAUAUACAGUAGACAUUCUGUGGUCAAGUAGACAUUCAGUGGAUUGUUUGAUUGUUGAAUAGUGCAAUGUAGUAUGGUGGGAGGAUAAAACAAUGCCUCCUCCUUAGUGCAUAUCCGUAUAGCGAGGGGUGAAAUGUAGAAUAAAUGUGCCCUCUCAUAGAGUCCAAGGGGCGGAUGUGUUUGUCAUGUCCACUUUAUUUGUGUUUUGUCUUUCCUCAUGAUCAGCACAUGUGUAACAGAGGACAAAAUGCAGUAGGUCUGAAGGACAUCUAGGACACAUAGUAGAUUUACUGUCUGCUAUCUUGAACAAGGGCGGUCAGCACUCAUAUAAGCACAUUAGCAUUCAUUAAAAACAUCUACUCUGCAGCAAAAUUACAAUGUCAUUUUUUUAACAUCUGAAGUUUUUACCUAUUUCUUCAUCAUCCGUUUCCAAGAAACAUGUUUCAGUCUUAAGCGUGCUCAAUCUCUGAUUUUGUGCAGACAGAUAUGUAGUGUUAUUGGGUUUCCACUUUCCUUCCUUUGUUCAAAUGCAGUCCCAUUUACAGAGGCUUUUGUAUUUGUCAUAGCAGUCACUGGUUUGACUCCUGGCCAUGAGUGUGUGCCUCAUCUACCCCCACUCUCAUCUCUAAACAGUUUCCUUCUUCUCUCCAGCAGUCAAAAAAAGAAGAAAAUUCCCAAAGCCAUAAAGUUUCACUAGUUUCCUGUAAAGAUCUAUGAAAACAAACAAGUUUAGGCUUUUCUGGAUGUGGUGAAGCAUUCCUGUCAGAUCAUGUGUCAAACAUAUUAUGGUAUGCAUGUUUCUGUGUAAAGCAGCAGUAAUAGGUAUCACAGUAAUGCAGACGGGUGCCUCUACAUCCCCUUUGAGGAUAGGGAGGGCAGGCUGAGCCAAGGUCAAGCAAAGCAAAGUAGCACUCAGCCCAGCCUGAAGCAGCCACAGGCUAUAUUUACCUGCCAGCCUAGGAUUACAGUGCUUCCGAGACCAGAUCUAGCCUUCUGUCUACACACCACUACUGUGUGCUGGCUGAGCACCUGAUACAUGGAUCUGAUGUUGCCCCUGAUCCAUACCUGCUCGAACAGCACAAGAUGAUUCCAGAAGUGAAGAGUCAGUCUCUAAAUGCUAUCAUAUUUUGAUUAAGGGAUUUUGCUUUAUCAGAUACCUUUGAUGAAUAUCAGUAGUCAUUUCUCUCGGUUAAUGAAGACUUUGAGAACUUGGAGUAAAGGAAUGGUCCAAUUGCUUUAACAAGGUUUCCAGGUACCAGCUGUCAGCCAAACCGUCAACCAGUCACUAUUUUUCUGUAGACGAGUUCAAUAAAAUAUAUUGAUGAUAUAUUGACAAGUUGCAACCCUCUCCCCCCUGAUGAUUUGAGUAGCACUUGCAUCUGUAUCGUACCAAAAGUGGGUAUGAGAAAGAUGCCUGUUUGUGUGUGUUAGCCCCGCCCCUACACGCUCCUUAUGAAUGAAUUUCUCAUCGGGGAUCAAUAAAGUUCUUGUAUUGAAUAAUGCGUGAGUGCGGGGAGGUGCUCGGUGCAGAAUGAAACUUCUAUUUUUGAUGGAUAUUAGCAAAAUUGUUGAGGACAAGAAUGAAAAUUGCAUUUUACUGCACAGAGAGAGGUGAUUUUCAUUUCAGGUUGUUUCUGAAACAGUGGCUAAGAACCGGUGACAGCAUGAUAACGUCUGCACAGAAAACACAAAAAAGUUUUUCCACUAGGACACGCUCAGGUGUUUAUAGAUGAACAACUCAGUGACUUCCCUUUAUAAAUCACACAAAUCUCAAAUCGUCUGCUCAGAUCCAUUUGAGACUGUUAAUGAGAGGAUUGCUUUAGUAUUUUGAAACAUAAAUAAAACAGCGGAGUUAAUAUGAUUGAUUAAUUGGUUACCAGGGAUCAAAUCUUACAAUGAUGAGAAGCUGAUGCAGGAAUUAUACAACUCUCAAUUAAGUGCUUUGUGCUUCCAUAAAAAAAAAAAUGCUGCAUCAAAAUUCAGCAGAAUGUUUGAAACUAAGUGUAAGACUCAUAUUUCCACAUGUAAGGGCCUGACUAGACAUCCUCUCAUUAGUGGUUACUGUUAUUGCUUAAUUUUUGCCAGCCCACCACAACUUUAAAGGCCACCUGUACUGUGACAGGCUACAAAAUUUGCUAAAUGUUUAAAAUUUGGAAACUAAAAAUAUCUAACGAUAAUCCUUCUUCAAAUCCCUUCUGAAAACCCACCUUUUUAAAAUUGCCCUUAACAUGUGACUAUUUUACUUAUUUAUAUUUAUUUAUUUUAUUUUACUGCUAUAUUCAAAUUGUGUGCUUUAUGUAAAGUGUCUUUGAGUAUCAUGAAAAGCGCUAUACAAAUAAAAUGAAUUAAUAUUAUUAUUAUUAUUAUCUAAAAUCAGUGUGUAGGGGCCAAAAUAUGUUUGUUGAGAGUGUGAUUUCUGUAGGUAAGUCACUUCCAGGGAUCAUCACUGAGGGGUGUGGUUUUGGGAUGUUUGGUGGGUUAUUUAAAUCUCACCGCUGUAGUCAGACAAUGGGUUGCUCUGAUAAUUUUUUGUUGACCGUUUCACCGUUUCACUCAUCCUGUUUUAACCUCAUUUUCAUCAGAUCACUUUUUCAUUUGAAGGCAAAAGUUUUGAACCUGGAUCAACGUGUUUUUCAAGUCACAGAUGCAAGUGAACCUAAACCCCAGCAGCCUUUUUUGUUGAAGGAAAUCAGUCGCUACACAGUGUCUAUGCUAGGAUAGUGGAAUUUAAUGUUAAGCCAACAGAUUUGGACUUCUACCUUUUUCUCUUCUGGUUGACUACUCCAUGUGUUGGUGAGAAGUCCUUUUUUGAAAGUGUAGAACUGUACCUCAAACAUUUGCAUCACAUGUAGUUUGAAGAAUUGGGGGUCUUGCUUGUCUCUGGUUGGUGAAAGGAGAGAGUUGUCGAGAUCCUCAGAAGUCACAGCUCAUCUGCCGGCCCGUUCCUGUUAAUCAGUCGAUCCAUCAUCAUUGUUAGCAAGGCCAACGAGUCUUUGGCAUGCAGAGGGAGGGGCGGCAGCUGUAAAUCUUUCAGCAUAGUUUAUUGGGACCCUGGGGUCAGUCUGAAUUGACUAAUGUUGCCAUGGUGAUUACUGUGUGACACCUGACAUGGUGGAAUGAUGAAAGAUGAAGAGAUGGGCAAAGGCAUGCCGUGGUUGGAGAUGACGAGACGUCUGACUGGUUGCCCAGAUUACGAGUUCCAUGAAAUGCUGCGUGAGAAAAAGCUUUUUGUUUUAGCUGCGCUCUCAAACUCCUCUGCAGUCCCAGAUUUAUGUGGAUGCUGACUUUCAUUUCAGCUCCUAGUGCCUCUGAUGAGACUACAUCAAUAAGAAACUCAUGAGUCAGACAGCAGUCGUGUUCCAGAUUUUUCCAAGAUUUAUUUUACAUCCCAAGCAGCUCAGACUUUGAUAUCAAAAGGGGAAUCUAAAAUAUACAUUUACAUAAUUGACCUACAUGCAGUUUAUACCUUAAUAAUGGUGCUGCCUCAUCACAUGACAUCAGCAAAAUCCGUAUGUGAGGGCUGUUAAUGCCUGAGAAUCAUUAGAGGAAGACAAAAAGUAACACAGACUGGCACAAUGCCACUCACACUGAUACCCACAGAGAGCACACACACACACACACACACACACACACACACACACACACACACACACACACACACACACACACACUUACAGCUGGAGAUGGGCAUUAUGUAAUAGAAUUAGUGAUCCUCAAGGUCUACAUGGAUCAUGUGGCCUGCAGGAGCCUUCUAAUGCACUGAAGCAGCCGCUCUCAGGCACACCCUGACUCCAUCACUCCUCUCUACUGCAUGGCCCAAACACAUCUCAAACCCUGUGGAAGGGCUGUUAGACAAAAUGCAUGGUCAAAAAUAAUAGUUUCAUAUAGAAGUGAAGAUGUAAAAUCAUUUUUUUAAUCUGUGAGAUUUCUCCUGGUAUUGUACGUCACUACCCUUAUCACCUGAAAAUACCUAAAAUGAUAGCAUAUGCCUAGUUUGAUGUUUUGGUCUCAUGAUAUCAUAUUGUUUGGUGUCUUGUUUCUUCUUUAUGAUGGUAAAAUCCACCAAUUUUUGUGGAUGGCUUUUGGACAGAAUGAAACAAAAGGCGAGGAAUUAGAGAGACAAGUCCUUUUUCUAACAGGUUCUGCCACCGUUUACAUACAUAUGGGCAUGUGGUGUAAUUGUGUAUGUGUGUGCAUUCGAGCAUGCCACCAUCAUGAAAUAGGGUGUCAUGUGUCACUUGGAUUGUUGCCCGAUGGCAGAUGGAAUGGCUCUCCUCACUUCAGGCCCAUAACUCAGUAACCAAUCUAUGCCGUUGGACUCUGUGAGUGUGCACGCUCAUAUACAAACACUACUCAAACACACAUACUUGAGAUGAAAUGAUUGGGUUUGAGAGAAAAAAUUGUACUUAAAACAGUUUUGGUUUUCAGGUUAAGGAGCCCCUAAAAAAGGACAUCAACAGUUUACACCCCUGCCAAGACCAUUGGCUGAUAUAUUUUUGCUCCUUCUGAUCUGAUCUGAUAUAAAGCAUGCAUCAGCACACAUUGAUGCGGUUUGGUGAGAAACAGAGGCAAUUGCUCCUCAGCAGUGGCCUGUAAAUCCUUGUAUAACCUCUGCUAUGUACCCCUUACACUGCAUCCCCUCACCCUUGUGGAUAUGAUCUUGUAAACAUGUGAGCAUACCACUGAAGUUUACUGUAUAAUUGCUCACAGGGUUAAAAACUGCAACCAUGUUGGCCGCAUGUGCUACCAAAAUUUUAUCUGCAAGACCGCAAAUCAUAUUUGGGCGCACCUCAUGCCUCUUAUUAUCGAUCAACCACCAUCUGUUCAGUCCAUUGCUUACAUAACCAAUAGCCCAUCAGAUUGACGUUCUUUACUUUAAGUGCUGAUUGUAGAUUGGUUAAAAUUGACCUUUGAUCACUCUGUAACAGAGACCUAUCUCAAAUGAAAUUAGAUUGUUAAAUUGUUAGCCACUUGCUGAUGUGUUUUGUUAACGGUUUUGGUACAUGAGAGGCCAACCAGAAGAUGACAAAGUAGUAACACGCUGAAAAGGGGCAUGUGGUCGCCUACCUGCUUUAGUCCAAAAUGUAAGCUGCAUCCAGUGUGUUGAUGCAACCAGCUCAUCAGUGUAAAAUACUGAAGGGUUUUCAAAGAUGUCUUCACUGUAUCUUGCAUGGUAGUAAACUAGCACCCACUGCAAACAAUUCUAGGCGUUUGAAAAUACACGCCAUUUAAUGUUGCAAGCAGAUGCUUUACUGCAUACAGCACGUUGAAAUAGUGGUGUGGACCAGGCAGGCAGCGCUUUUUCACAGCCUUUCUCCCUCAUUUGCUCAUUACCAUAGAUUUAAAGAAUGGUAGAUGGUGGAAACUUGGAGUAAACAAUUCUUGCCUGGUGCUGGUUUGAUUGAGCCGUCUUCUCAGUUGCAGACUCCAAGUGAACAAGAGGUGGGUGGUGUGAAUCUAGGCGAAUGAUUUGUAGCUAGCAUGACUGCAAACUCCUCAUAGUGAAAACAGAUGGACAGAAAGAGCUUUAUCUGCACGGAAGUGCACAUCGUGAAGCCAUCUCAACACAAUAGGAAUUGUCACAGAGGCAGAGAGUAGAAACCUUUUUCCCUUCUGAGAGACCCCCUAACACGAAUGGUGUCAUAAUAUAGAUAUUCCACAUUUUAUGGCAUGUAGACAAUUAAAAGAAACCAAUCAGCCAUGCUGUCAGUUUGUAGAUACUAUUCUCAUGUGCUGUCUACUGUACAUAUGCAUUGAAAUGGAAAAUCCACAGUGAACCUGUAUAAAUACUUUAUGACUAAUUCAAUUUUAAACUCAAAGAGAGGGAGAGUAAAGCAGCUGUAUUUUUUUGCACCAUGCCCUUAGCUCUUUUCUCUACCAGCUAUCUUUCUUUGUCUUUGUCAUUUGCUCUAAGUAUGUCUCAGCUUUCUCCCAUCCUCUCUAUUGUCUCUUUUUCCUACUCCCACUUCUUACUUUUUUUUGUCUCCUCUUCUGUGCUGCUUCAUUAGCUGUUUCCUUGUCUUCUAACUGUAACCUUCUUACUUUCACUAUGUUGUUUCUGGUUUUGAAGGGCAGAAUCAGGAAAGUAAUGAAGUUAGGCAGGAUGACUGAAUGUAAAAACACAUAUACCAAAUGCCACUACAUAAAAAGCUAAGAGUAUAGAUGGGGAUUUAGUUGACAAACUUAAUGAUGAUUGUCAUUGAAAUACAACCAUAACUGGCUAUGAUAAAUACUCUCCCAGGAUAAAAAAUCUAUUUGAUUAGAUUUUGGAUUCAUAAACGUAAAGACAGCACUGGGUGUGGAUGCGUGGCAGGGGGAGGUGACGAUAGAAUCGGCGGGCAGAGCGCAGCUGGUCUAAUGGUAUUUUUGAAAAUUGUAAUCCGCCUCGCUGGUGGCAGAUUUAAAGGUGAGGAGAGGUGCUUUUGUGAUUGGUGAAAACAGGUCUCGGCUGUGUUAAAGCCACUACACGCCUUCUCUCCUCUCUAACUACGACUUAUGCUGCUGGGAGGAACUAAGGGAGAGGAGAUACUUACGCCGGGCUAUGCCACUCACCAAAAUACCAAAAUGUGCUUGGGCACGCCUUUUCGGUGCGGUGGACCUGACUUACGCCACACCUAUGCCAUGCUGCCGACGAGGCACGAAAAUUGAGCACUUGAAGUUUCCUUCAGUGGUCUGUAUGUGCUCACAACAUAAAUGAGCGCCUGAUUGACAGAGAAAACUUCAAAUCUGUCUACCUCAACAGAUCUUCUGUGGGGUAUCGACAAUGGCGUAUGCAUGUUUACAUUUUACAGUCAUGUGACACAAACAGACUUUGCAUAUCCUGUGAUGUGACUGUUGCAAUGGUCAAACCGAUUGUCAUUUAGCCCAAAUCGUACAAGAAAAUUGAAGCAGUUACAUUUCUCUUCUUACAUUUCCAAUUAGAAAAAAAAUGAAUGAGGAAAAAGUUUUAAAACAACAAGUAGCAUAAACUGAACGUAUUCUUAAUCCCACCACAGUCUGCAUGCUGAGUGAAAGUCAUCAUAGUGUAAUCCACAGUGUGUAUGUGUAUGUGUGCAGCAGUGUCCACUGUUCAACAGAAAAUCCUAUUAAGAGUCAUUAAAUGUUGGCUUACAGGACUGAAGGCCUGAGCUAGCACUGUUGGCUCAGCUGAUGAGGGCUGUGAGAAUUAGCUCAAAGGUCUAAAACAAUUCCAGGGAGUGGACCUUUCACCAUCUCAGAGGUUUAUAAUUGCCCUUUAACCUCACACAUACAUUCAUAAAGAUGUUGUUGCUCAACAGUUGCACAAACCCAAAAGCCCUGGGUAAAGAUGGCCCAUACACAUUUUGUUGUCCUUCUCCCAAAGCCUGUCAAAUGUCUGUAUACCCAGGAUUCAAAGCGCUUAUAAGGCCUCCUCUCUGGAAUCCCCAACCUGCUGCUUUCAGCAUAACUGACUCACCAUGCAUGUCAGCGCCACUGCCUUCAUCAUUGCAGUACUGCACUUGCAAUACCAGAGUCAGCUGUUAACUUAUGUGCCAACCCAGCUAAUGCUCACACAGAGAACAUCUGUAAAAUCUAAAUCCUGUGAUUUAAACGGAGGGUAUACUUCCCUUAUUCGAUCACAAAAGGUCUUAAAUUAAUGCUCUGCAGUCAAAGCAGCCACAUUUUGACAGAAUUGGAGCGUAAUGAGGUGAAAAUAAUCAGGCUUCUUUUUACCAAAGCCUGUGUGUGUGACAGUGCUUUUCUGCUCUGCUCUUACUGACUGGCGAGUGCUUGUUUCUUGAUAACACACCAUGCCAAAUGUUAAUUAACUGCUUGGUGUGCAGAUCCAGCCUCGCUAACUGACAUGGAGAUUGUUGUCACUAAAAUAGCAGAUGCACACUGUAUGCCUUUUCCCCGUCUUCUGUCCCUCCUUCUCAACAGCUCCAUCAUUCUGCCCUUUGUUCUCUUGUAGCUCUUCUCUGAUGCCAGAGUGGUAUUGAUUGCAGCCUAUUGAUCCCCCGCUGACCGUGGCAUUCGACUAACUAAAAAGGGAAUUAGGUUUAACACGUUCAGGGAUUCCCCAACUCUGGAAAAUCAGAGUCUUUUCGUUUAUUUCACUAUUUUUAAGCUCAUUUUUACUCCAGUAUUUUAAUAACUAACCAUGAAGAAAGACAAACAUUAGAGUGUCUUGUGUAUUAUGAUAAUUUAAGCAAACAUCAGGUAGUACUCACCCGUAGGGCUUCCAUCCAUUAGCAGUCUAAACAGAGUUAGAGGCUAAGUACAACAAAUAAAUGCGAACACCGUGUUUUGCCAAAGCAGCUUGUGAGUCAUAAAUGAAGAUUUUCUGGCUUUUGGAUGAUAUUGAGCUAGCCGGAAAAAACAGGAACAGAUGGAAAUGCAAUACUGCUCUGGAGGCAUAGAAUGUCGAAUGGCAUCAUGAUUUCCAUCCUGCAGGCACCCCGUACUUUUGUGAAAACAGUUGCUCCAACAUGGACUGACUUAAUUGGCUCUCAUUUAGUUUGUUUACAUCCUUUUAGCUUCUGUUUAAAAGUCACGAGAGGACGAGAAAGAAUUUAUGCUCGACUACAGUCUGAACAUCAUCAUCAGUGGGCCUUCAUGUAUCAGCCACGGUCACUGUGUGACCCACAGUGACCCAAAAACAACCAGUAAAAAUACGUUAUAGAACAUUUCGAUUAUCCUUUCCAAGUAAAGUUUGUGACAGUCCUCAUUCCUAAAUGUCAGAGCAGGUCAACUGUGACUCCAAAAAAACACAAAGUGACCUUUAGAGAAUCAAGUCAAAGACAACACAGUUAGUGCACAGGACGUUACGUGGGUUACAUACAAACCCAAUAAGACUUUUGGUUUAGCUGCACCACAGACAUAAAGACAGGUUUUCUAAGCAUGUUUCAUUCAGGCUUUACCUCACAAGGCAGUUAAAGAUUGAUCCAUUUAUAGGUUGAUUCAAUCAUUGAGGUAAAUAAUGAAUUUCAGUACCUUUUUUAAACAGCAGAGGGCACAAAUUGUACAGCCAUGGUAGCAACUGGUUAUGAUUUUGCAGUUGAGGAUGCGGUGCGACUGUUCUUUUGAAGCCUGUCAAGUACACAAGCUAAUGCCCCUUAUUUCAUCAACAUAAGAUAGCCAGCCACUUUCAACCAACCAGGGUCUCGCUCAUAAAAAAUCAAUAUGGCAAGAUAUUGUCAUGCUCUCCUUGAAAAUGUGUGCAUCACUUUGCAUGUUACAGAAUGGAUAUGGCAGCAGAUGGAGGUUUUGAGAAACACGUAGCUUAUUGUACAAUGUGACAUGAGGCUACACGGCACAAAGGCGAAGGAGGGUGUAGGGCAGCGCUGUCUCCGCCUACAACUCAGAGGCGAAUUGCUAAUGAGGUACUGGAGCUCUGCAGAAGAAAAGCCCUUAAUAAUGACAAAGGUAACGUGAGUUUGGCUAAAAACUUUAUAAUCAUGAUUUAAAGACCACUGAGAACAAUUUAGGUCGUUAAAAAAAAUGGAUCAGAGUGUGGGUCUUAAAGACUUGCGUGCUUACAUCAUUGUUUAUAAAGAAGUCUUCAAGCAGCUGAUAAAUAAGUGUAAACAGUGCUACACAAUCCUUGCCCAUCAGUUUACUGAGUAUGUACCUACACACAGAAACUAACACUGGUUUCUUGAUUGUUUCCAAAGCCACACCAUGUCGAUGGCGUCCUCUUUUCUGUCCCGUCUGAAAACCUCUCAUGGUCACUUGAGGUCAAAACCUCACUUUAAAUGUAAUCAGAGGCUUUCAAUUAAGUGUCCCUCAGCAGUGACCCUCACCCCCUCUGUGUGACCCUGAUUCUUCGAUCUCAGCCAUUCAUUAGUUAACAUAGAAAGGUCUCGAUUACCUGUUUGCAUGUCUUUGGUUCUCACAUUGUUGUAUUGUCUUAAACAGAAGUGCUGUAUUUUUAAUAAUCACAUGCACAAAACAACUUGAAUGUAAUGAAUGGAAGGCUCUGACUCAGCAGUUUUGAGGUAGAAAGACUGACUUACAAGGUGACAGGCUCUGAGCUGAUGGCUCUGCACCAGUGGUCCCAUGGGGCGAGCCAAGGUGAGAGGACAGAACACCCAGACACGCCAGCUCUUAAAUAUGUACAUAGAAUCCAUACUUAAACACCCUCCUAAUCCUAUAGCUUAGCAAACUGAGGCUUCCUCUCAUUCAUCAGAAUUCAAGACACCAAGUGCGUCGAGCCUUGCAGAAAGACUCCGAUGAUUGAUUACCUUACAGUUUGGAUCAACCUCUGGAAUUAAAGAAAAGCAACACUUGCUGCUUUGAAUGCAGCGUGCGACCUCAGUUUACUGAUCAGUAUGAGGCUAGUGCGCCUGAUUCUGCAGCUACGCUGUCAGUGAAGACCUCCUGUCAUGAAAGUGCUGAAAUCCUUCCUGAACCAGUCUAAAGUAGGUCAAGAAUGGGCAUCAUGAUACCACACAGUCACAAAGGUUUGGUUGUCUUUGCUUCGUCUCAUUGUACUCCAACUGAAGUCAUCGUAGCGCUGUAGAUAUUGCUGAUUUGUUUUGUAAAUAUUUAGUUUGAUUUUUUUUCAAGAGCCCAAUCAAGGUUUAACGGAUCAAUUUAAAAUACAAAAUGAUCCAUUAUUUAUACGGCAGUAUUUUCCCUCGUGUGUGUCUAACACCCCCUGGUUAUAUCAUGGUGUAGAUGCUUUUUUACUGUGACUUUAAAUAUUCAUCAGAGAGAGCAUGCUUAACACAGAGAUUGUCCUCAAUUCCAGGUCCUUAUUGGUUCCAACACGAAAAAAAGGUCGAUCCCUCAAAGGCAUUAUGAUGUUUGAUCUUACAGCAUGUUUAUAUUGAACCACUCUUUAAAAUUCAGGCAUUUCACACCAGGAUAGAAAUACAGUUUUGUUUAUCACCCAUUGAACUUGAUGUGUGGUUUUUUAGCAGGCCAGCACGCUGUUGUGUUGAAGCAUCACGUGUUUGAUACACAGCACAGACAGCAAGCAUCAGCAACCGGUGAAUGAUGAGGGUGACUGAUGGCGCUCCGAAUAGGGUGCAGCUUUCUGCAAACGCAGUGUGUCAGCUUGUCUAGCCUAUAUUUUUAGCUCUCCCUGGUGCAUUAGGUUUAUUAUAGCAUGAGCUUUAGAAAGAGCGGAGUGACUUCCCAUUGUGACAUCAUGUGGCAUGUCAGAGUCACCCUGCUAACCACCAAACAUCCCUGAUCAUCCCGUUUAGUUUUUGAAAACCUUGAUUCGAAUGAGGCAAAAAUACAAAAUACCUGCUACAGUAACAUGACAAACAACUCUGCAGGAAUUCUGUGCUAUUUUACCCUCUUGCUGACAUUUCUUGAGGAAUUUGCGAGCCCAGACAUUUUCAGUGGUUCAAUAUCUUGUAUUUGUCAGUUUUUAUGUCACUGUGAUCUUCCCAAAGUACAUUUAUAUCAGUAUAUUAAAGAGCCAGAUCACGAUUCACUUAGUGUUGCAGUUUCUCAUUUCUAUCUGUGUGUGUGAGACUCACUUCUCCAAUGUAGACCGUAUGGAAAACUGUUAUAUGCAGGCCGCUGGAGACAGGCCGCUCGCUGCUGCUUUAAAUUGACAGGCUAUGUGUUAACCCCUACUGGACCUUGCGAUUCAGGUCUGACCCUGGUAUUAGCUGGGAGUGUGUCCCACUGAUGAAUGGCUUUUCGCGGACUAAACUGCCCCUGAAGAACCUGCACAGACUGCUGAAUCAUAAGGAGGUGGCUCUAUCGACCGGCCUCAGGGAGUGGUCACCAUCCCGUGAAAUCCAUCAGACCAGCAAUGGCAAUUUGUGGCUGAGGAGGAUGCUAUUAUUCUCCUCUGUUGGCAUGUGAGGCUGAUUGGUCUUUUUGUGGUCCUGGAGAAAAUUCUCCCUCAUAUCACAUUUAUUAUACAUUGAUAAACCUUCUCUACAUUUCUUGCUAUAUUGGCCUGUGUAACCUUUAAAUAUCAGUUUACUGGGGAGAAUGAUAAGCAGAGAUGACACAAUGCCAUAUUGUUCAUGGCUUUUAUUCAUGUUUCCAGAAUAGUCUCUCAGGAGGAAGGGCGAGGCUGUGGCUCAGUCAUAUCAUAUUAGUUAGUGGAAUAUAAUAUGUGACAGAUUUAGCAUUGAAAAGCACAUUACAUUGAUUCACUGGUCUGUGUGAAGUUUGUACAUGAUGUACACAUGCAAGACAUAGUGUUCAACAUUUCAGAUAGCUAGCCCCAGAACUUGAAAUUAAAGAUAUAAUUCAACCUUUAAGGUGUAAAUACAUAGACUAUGGACAACAUGGUUAUGUGUUAUGCCAGUUUACGGAUUUCAAGCCAAAAAGCUCCCUUAUUCCGCGUUUUCCCUACGUUUCCUGAAACCAACAUUGCGCAGUAGCGUUGUGCGCAUUCAGCAGGAGAGUCGCCAAGAGUUGUGAUGACAGGGUGAGCUACGCAAUCUUCGUAGGCUCAUAGGCUGUAUCAGGUGUCAGUUGAUUCAACUCAUACACUUCAGCAUGAUGAUCUUGAGAUUCUAAAAUUCAAUAUUAGUGUUAGAGUUUCAGAGAAAGCUCAGCAGCUGCUACUCCUUGAAUUGUGGGCUGUGCAGAGAUGUGGUCGGUGAUCUGUAGUGCCCCCUCACAUGACAUCGACCUGGCAAAAUGCUAAUGGUGCUUUUUAUUGACCCCAAAAGUUGGAUCUAGGACCUGGAAAUGACAUCCACAUCGGAGUAUGGGUUAGAAAAUAUUUCACCUCCUUUUAACUCCCGUUGUUGUUUGCUGGCGUUGCUAGCUAAUACCAGGCAGUAACAACAUAAUACAUGCAUGAUCUUUUGCACAUAAGGGCAACAUGACAACAUGUCCUAAAAAUAGAACUUGUGCUAUUCUGAUUGAUUAAACUACACAAAACAGGACUACAAUACAAGAAAACAACACAACGAUAGAAAACAUGACUUUAUUGUUGAUUCAUGAAUCAGCUACCCAGGAUUACAGGAGUCUAGAGUUCUGACUGAAGGGGGAGUUUUGGACCUGAUGAGCAUCUUAAAACUUCUGUUUUUAGUGAUCACAUGCAACACACCAAUAGACCUACCAACAUGCUGAUCAUGUAGCACUGAUAUAUUUGUUAGUUCUCUGCUAUAGUAGCUACAGUUGAGAACCGUCUUCAUCAUUGGUGAAUUUCUUCUGUUUCUGCAGCUGACAGAGUAAACCGCUUUGUUUCUUCUUCUCUUGUGUUUGGUUUAUUAUCUCUGUUUAUUUAUUAUCUUUGACAGGGUUGGUCGUGUCAUUUUGUGUUACCGUAUUAGCUCUUCAGAUAUUGCAAAAAGCCCUAGAAAAACACAACAAGCAUGAGAUACAUACAGACUGUUUAGCAGAUGUUGUUUACCGCCUUCAUGUUGUAUUUCCUCCAGCUGGCACAGGCUUACCAACAUGCUGUUGAUACAUGACAUAGCAUGUGCACGUGGUUGCCUUGAACACACAGUAGCAUAGAACUGAAUUGAAAAGGUCAAUUUGACAGGUUGACCUGGUGAAUAGGCCCAUUGUCCCAGAUGCCUGAUCUUGGAUCAGUUAAUUCAUAUAAACAUGUAUCUGACAUUUUCCUUUAUGAAGAGCUCAUGGCUAAUGCAUGAAGAGCAGCGAAGGAGAGCUCCCACUGCCGUCCUGAAUGCUAUUUCUGUAUCAUUAUUUUUAGAGGCAGUAGCCGUAAUGCUCAUUGUUAGCUUACAGUAAGUGUAAGUACCUCUCCUGAGAUCUUGUCUUCUUGUUUAUCUUGCGUUUGUCCUCUGCAGUUUCUCCUCUUUCAUCCUUGAUCAGCUCCUGUGCAUCUCUCAUCCCUCUCUCAGCAUGUCACCCACUGGUAUGACUCUGCACCCACUGGGUGAUUAGUGACAACCCACUGUCAGAUACACAGACAUGCACCGUGAGGCCUGCUUACUGUUGGGCCUCUCAUUUUAUGUUUUCCCACGUUUCAUUCCUAUUAAUUCUAAUUAAUUAAUUGGGGCAGAAUUCUUACUCAUACUGAGUUCUUGUUUUGACUCCAAUCUGUCAGAAAAAUGCUAAACUUCCUGACAUGGGAUGCAAAUUAAAAACAGGCUAGUGAUAAUCAUGAAUACAGUGCUGGGAUGCAGACAUUUAGUGCUAGGAGUGGUUGCUGUGUUUACAUUAGGGAUAGACCAAUUAAUGAUUAUUGGCAUUUUCACAUUAUUAGCAACAUAUCGGCAUCGGCCCUCACAAGGCAGGCUGAUAACACAUUGCCCAUUAACGGCUUAUCAAAUCCAAAAUAGUCAUUGACGAGUAUGUUAAUUAGGGGUGUCCAGAAACAACUUUUUUACUUCUGAUACAAUACCGAUAUUGUACCCUUCAGUAUUGGCCGACACCGAUAUUGAUCCGAUAUUGGCACAAAAUUGUGCAUGACAAGUUUUGCACUCAGCUGCAAUGUCUUUUUCAGACUUCAACAAAAAAUACUGGCACAUGGCUGACAUCACUCCUACUCCUUGCUAAUUUGUAUGUACUUAGUACACACUGUUGUUGUGUUAAGUACACUGGUAUUAUUUUUUUUACUGAUAUCGGACCGAUACCUGAAACCAAUAUCAUAUUUGGAAAUCUCUAGUGUUAAUUAUGUAUUGUGAUAUAAUAUUUAGCAGGGGUGGGACAAAAAAUGGAUUCACAUAAGUAUCGCAAUUUUUUGUUUUACAAUUUUUAAAUCAGUUUUUGUGUUCAAAAAUCGAUUUUUCUUUUCAUAUGUAAGAAUGAAUCUUAAAAACAGACUUUAAUGGAAUGUGUAUUUUUUGGGGGGGAAUAUGGUUCCUGGAAUAGUCAAUAGACAAUUAUAAUCAUUCAACUGUUUUACUGGUGUUAAAAAUGCUGACUAAAAAAUUGAAAAAAUCGACAGUAUUAUAGAAUUGCAAUUUAAAUUGAAUCGGCAUCCAAAAAAUCAUAGUAGAAUCAAAUCAGGAGAAAAGCAUAUUGUCCCAGCCUUAAUAUUUAGUAUUGACUGCGAUGUCAGUCAUAUCAUUCCAUAGGACAACCCAAUAUCUGUCUUUCUAUUGAUUUAUUAAAAAUUCAUGCAAAAUAUAAUACAGGCUUGGACAGCCAUGUAUACAUACACACAUAUAUAUAUGUGUAUAUAUAUAUAUAUAUAUAUAUAUUAUUAGAUAUUUCCUUUAACUUGUUAGAAAAAUUGUUGUUUUAUGUCAAAAGGCAAAAAAAAAAAAAAAAAACGAACGAACGAACGAACAAAAAAUUUCAGCAUUAUGUAUCAGCACUGGCAGACCUGUUCUCUUAUAAUCAUCAUCAGUCAUCAGUUGACUUGAUAGUUUACAUCUGAGACAUUCUUGAUUUGCUAGAGGAACAUUGUGUUGGAGUUUGGGACAUUUUCCAAAAGGAACGAUGUGGGAAAGAGAAUUUGCAGCUUGUAAAUAUGCAACUUUUGUCACAGUUAAUGAGGCGAGGCAAUUUGAUUUUGUAUUUUCACUGCUCUCUGCAAGCGGUGAGCUGACACGUGCAGUCUCAUGUGUGGGGUUCUCUUUCCUGCAGUGAAGAGCAUAUGUCUGCUUCAGCGACCGCCUGUGGGGAGCAGGGCUGAGGAUGAUGUAGCAUGUUUUACUGUGCCUCCAUGUUGACAUGUCUGCACAGAGUUAUGAUUUGUGUGACAAAAUGUACCUGAUUGUAAAUCUUCUCAUGUGGGCUGUUUUGGUGCACGUGCCCACACCUCCAGGUUAAGACUUUUGGUGUGUGUUUGUCUUGUGCCUGUCAGUGUGCUUGUGUGAGUUAGUGCAUGUCAGCUCCAGAGCCCUCUACAGUCCUGAUUCAUGACACAGCUGAUUUGGUAGUCAGUCAGUCAAUGUCACGAUAGGGCAGCAGCUUCUGCCCCCCAUGCUGAGCCCCCCACGCCUCUCAUCCUCCCAGGCCACGAUCACAGAAACUCUGACAUCUAGCAUCCAACUCUGCCUUCAGCGCCUGACUCACACUGCAGUGACCUUACAGAGACUUCCCUGUGGAGUUUGCACUUAAGCUUACAUGCCAGUCUAUUUGAGGUUCUCUUUGUCAUAAUGAUGCUUUGUCUGCCUUCAGUUCGAUUUUAGAACGGUAUCAAUUUUUAUUUCUGUAGGUUAUGUGUUUGCUAAGAGAGCUGUUAAAGAUUUUAUCGACAACCGAAUGUGGAUUAUUAAAUGUGCUUCUUUUGACUUAAGGUAAUAUUUAUCAGGGAGUAUUAGUAUAGAGCUAUUAAAGUAUAAAGCAUGAUGUGCUUUUGUGUUGUUUAAAUGAACACUUAGAUAAAUCUCAAGUAGCCCCUGCAGUACCUGAAAUAAACAUCAUAAAAGAAACAGUGUUAAAACUUGUAAAUUAUGCAGUGUCCAUGUGUCUUUAACGCCAUACAACCAAACAGUUUUUUGUAAAGACAUUGUAGAUCUCUUAUGCUAGUGAUAAUAUCACAAUACAGCAAUGCCAGGGUUGAUAUAUUGCCAAAAAUACAAAUAUUUAUGUAUGAAUAAUGAUAAAUCAGUGUCUGAUUAACAGAAGAAUCAAAAAUGCAGUGGAGGCAAAGGGCGUAAUUAAUGUAUUUAUAUCCAGCAGUUUGGUUUGGAUUCACCAAAAUGACCCAGUGUUUAUGUUUUUAGUCUGAUCAACAAAAUUACAGAGCAACUGUGGAAUUAGUUUUGAAAAUUAGGGGGAAUUUAAUACACCUUUGAGUAUUUGAAAAUACCGAUCCUUAACCCAGAUGACUGGACCUACAACAGCUACCCUCAAUACUACAGCCAGUCUUUUCAGUCAGAUGUCUUCCUCUGCAGCCUUCAUUAAAACUGCUGCAAUUUGAAUGUUGGCGUCAGUCCUGUGCAACAUGCAAAUUUUUAAUAAAAUGGGUAGUCAUAAAAUAAAAAAUCAAAUAAAAUGCCUGUUGCGAGAGAGCAGUAAAACACUGGACUUUGCUGUAAUUCUUUAAAAGUGUCUGGUACAUCUCUGUUGUAGUUUUCACUUUAUUCUGCAGUCCUCUUCUGGUGAUUUGGCUGAUUAAUUCCCAGUCAUGUUGCUCAUCCAUGUCUUAAGCACCUCCAUGUGAAGUAGUGAUGUGGUGGUUCGAAUUGGAAGGGAAAGGCUAUUUGUAGCAUCAUAUGUUUUUUUAAAUACAUAAAUCUAAUAAUUUAUGGAUAUUCAGCUCUGGCUUGUUGAUGAUUGUAUUGCGUAGGUAAGUAGGGCAGUAUGCUGCUCCAUUGAUAUCUUGUCCUACUCCUUUACAUACAGGAAGGAGAUAUGGGUCUUGCUUUACAGACAGGUAUAGAGACUCAGGUGUGGGAUUUUGAAAUGUGACAAAGAGCAACCUUCUGUUCUUGAGUGUCUAAAGACUUAAAGUUUCUUGGUGUACUGCAUGUUUAAACAGCACUCCUCUAAAAGCAGGACUUUAGUUUCCGUGUACACAGGUAAGCAGGGAACCAUCAAAAAUGUAGGAGAGCUGUCAGUUCACUGAACCGAGAAAUAUGAUGUUUGAAUAUUUCCAUGAAUUCAGAUCUGAAGCACACUGAACUUCACCUAUGUGAAACGUACUCAGUAAAUAUAAUUGUCACCCCGACACACUUUCAUUUAAGGACAAAAUGUAGAAAUAGAAUAAUAUAUUUGGUCAUUUUGUAUUUGGAAAAAAAACUGUCCAAAUGUGAACAUGAGUGCUUCAAUAAAAUAGUAUCAGACUGGAUGUUUCAGAGCUCAAAAGUAAUGGCAACUUGGCCUGGGAUCACCUCAGAUGAACAACUGACAGAUGGACGGGGGAGGAUGGAGUGAUAAACUGAGAGAGCUGAAUCGUGAAGUGUUACAACAGUGUGUCAUCUUCUGAGGGUGCAGCACAGGGAAGCUUUUGUUUCCCAUGUGUGCUGAUUCAAAUGUGUGUAAGGGGUGUUAAAAUAACCAAGAGACACGGAGGAUUAUAAUAAGAAAUCUAUUAUUGAUGGCCUCAUUCCCUCAUCUCAAUGUAACUGUCAAUAUUGACAGGCUGGUGAAUGAAUGAAUGAACCACAGACUGGAUAGAAAGAUUUAUAGAGCUAGUUGGAUGUUCAUAUAGAUUGAUAGAUGGAUAAAUGGAUAGGCUGUAAUAAAAAAGCUGAACAGGUCUGACAUUGCUUUAGUGAGUCUGAACAAGACGCUGCAUCCCCACAAUCCCCAGGGGUGCUGCUCUGUGUCUGACCGUGACCCUUGACCUCUUCCUGUGGAGGUAGAACAAGUAAAAGAGAAAAUCUCCCAGUGGGGAUUCAUAGCUCCGUGACAUCUAUCUCUCUCAUCACACACACGGAUUGGCUGCUUAACAACGUGACUUCUCUCACAGCUGGUUCUCACCCCUCCUCUCCUCAUCCUCCAUCCUCUCCUGACCUCUACUUCUCUGCUCCUGCUUCACGCUCUCUAUAAUGCGGGUUUCUGACAGGGCCUUUUGGCCACACAGUGUAUUGUCUGUCUUUUCUAACACCUAAAUACACUGGAUCUUAAAAAUAACUGAACACAGAUGGGAUGCUGAAAAACAGUCAGUUGCUAUGCUAAUUAUCCUCACGUGAUCUCGGGCUCCUGCAGUACGAAUGAAGGAAUCCAAAAAUCCUAAAAACAGCCCCAUGAGUGGAGAAACCUGACUUGGCAGUCUUUACUGGGAGCAUUUCCAUUAUUUUUGCUGUUUCAUGGACAUAAAAAAUCCACUGUAAACAAACAGAAUUAGGAGAUUUUUCAUUAAACCUUCAGUCCUUUACGUGCUCUGAUUGGUCUUUUGUUUUUCUGUUCCCCUCCUUUCACCACCUUUCCUCUGUCUUUCUACUUCACUGCACUCAUUCAUCCUCUCAUUAACCUUUUACAUCCUCUGUGCCAGUGUUUAUUUCCCUUUACCCUAUCACACACCCCAAUCCUCUCUUCUAUAUGUCCUUCCCAUCUCCUGCCCCUCCUCUUCCAUAUCCAUCACUCUUGCUCCUCCCACUGCUGACUGCUUCCUACUGUCAUAGUGAUUGUAUAUUGCCCUUAUGGGUGAUAGUGCAGUCAUUGACCAUGUGCAGCUGAGUGCUUUGCAUUAGUUAUGCACACAUGACUUUCAGACAUAGUGGCUCCCGUGCUUCAAAGUGUCUCCCCUGAUCUUCGUUUUUUAAGUGUCUGCAGUUUCUCUAAGUUUCAAUAACCCAUUUAUGAGGGGCUGCUUUUGACCCUUUUUUUUACCUUUGCUGAACAUCCUUAAUACAUUCCAGAACAUGUAAACACAGGUUCAGUCAUUUUUAGUUGAAAUGUGUCCAUAAAUUCUCUAAAUUUGAGACGCACAACCAAUUUUGAUGAAUUUUUGGCACGUCAGAAAUUUUGAUUGGCCAUUUACCGAAGCAUCUACAUCUUCAGAUUAUGUGGCUCCACCACACGCUAACACCAGAAGUGAGCAGAAUGCUACUACUGUGAAAAAGGUCUAUUGUCAAUGAAUUUGUUUUUAAUAGGGACCUUAUGAACAAUUUUUAAAGCGCUGUCCCAAUUAUUUUGGUCUCACUAUGAUGGACCCAACUGUUUAACACCUUUCGAGCUGUUUGCUAGCUGUAUUGUCAUAAUUGGCAGAGAGAUAUGAGAGUAGUAUUGAUAUUCGUUACCCACUCUCAGCCUGAAAUCAUAGCCUCCGAGCAACAUUUCCAGAUAUGUUGAACUUUCAACCUCAAGUGAGACUUUCAGUGUUUAAUGUGGCAAUAUGUAUGAUGGCUGUACCAGCGAAUCAAAUUCAGCAGUAGACCAGAGCACAGAGCCUCUGAAGGGAUGCCCCAAAUGAGGAUUUUAGAAGCUAUUAAAAGUGAGACGUGCGGCACAUGUAGAAGGUCAGUCACAUCAAGUCUCUGCUGAUCAGUUGCAGCUGAAAUCAACCUUUAAAUCAUGUGGUGCUUGUUUUAUGGAGCUUAUCUCUUAUAGUUGAUUGAGCAAUCUCACACCGCCGGUGUGAGAUUGCUCAAACAACUUAAACCUGGCUUGAGAACAUCACAUGGAACUUCAGCUGUUGCCUUGGUUGGGACAUAUACAAGUAUUGUUAUGACAUGACUGAACUCCCUUGCAACAUAAUAUGGCUGAAGGGCAAUUAUUCAAUAUCUGGACAAUAAAACUUCUCCUUGACAGUUAAAUUGGGAAAUAAUAAUUAUACAUAAAUUUAAAUAAGUUAUAAAGGGGGAACUUUCACGUAUACUGCCUUCAUAAAAUAAUGUGUUCCAUACAUUUUUAACUCCACAUAACUUUGUAAACACCCAUAAAGGGGUUUUCAGAUUUAAUAUGAAAGAUUGAGCCUUAUCAUUAUCGAAGUAUCUGAUGGUAACAUUACCUGCAGUUUGUAGCUUUUAAAAAGAAAGUGAGCAUAAAGUACUGAUGCCAGCCUGACAAAUCAAAGUAUCUGAUGGUAACAUAUUUAUUUAUAUAUUUACGAUUAUUCUUUUUCACUGCACUUUGACAAACUGUAGCAUAUGCUCUAAUUCCUCUGCAUUACUGAAACUGUAUCAUCUCCUCUAUAGAGAAUAGUGAGAUUAAAAAAAAGACAUUUGCAUAAACUGAAAUAGACCAGAUCAAAUUCUGGGAUCCGUUAUCCAUCCUCAGCGGUGGUGUUUCUACCUCUGCUUGGAAUGUCAAUGAACUGCAGCUACAGAUUAUAUUUUAGUGUCAGAGUUACAUAUUUAAUCAGCAUGGAUGCUUAACCAGCUUCACACAAAAACAAAGGACUUGAUCCAGGAUCACUUGGAUUGUGACCCACACCACCUCUCCCUGGUCUUUUGCAGUUAACAGCAUAAUUUUGAUAUUGCUGGAUAGUUAAAGGGGUCAUACCUUGAGACUUCUCUGUAAAUACAAAUUACUUUGCCUACUCUGACAUCAGUUUUUACUGUAGUUUAUCUCACUUCCUGUGUCUUAUUAUGACAUAUUUUCAACUAUCCACUGCCGGCAGGGAACUUGACUUUUGCCAGGUUACUGAGGAGAGGCAGGGAGCCCAGACUGUCAGUACAGAGUCAUGACGUAAGGAGCAGACUCUGAGGGACAGCUCUACCCAUCAUGCUUUGCUAUGAGUGUUUCUGCAGUGCUCAUAAAUAUUGAAAGGUUAUGAAAAGAGAGAGAGGAGGCAGAUUGAGGGAGGCUGGGAAGAGAGAGGUUGCACUAAGCUGCAAGAUAAGCGAGCGGUUGAAGACGUGGUGACAAGAAAAGGGUAGAUAUGAUGAGGAAGUGCUCGUGAAUUCAAAGUUGGGAGCAGCCAGCGCUGUGUCACAUGUCUUCACUGUUCCUCGCUCUCUCUGUCCUAUAGUCUCUCUUCCAUCCUGAGCUGCAGGCACGAACGGCCGAAACAGAAACCCAGUUGUAAAGACAAAAGAAACAAGAGAUCAUAGAGUGAGAAAAUGUCUGCGGCCGUUUGACCUGGUUUGAUCAUGGAAAGGAAAUGAAAACACUCAGUUAGGAGACAAGGAGGUGUAUGUGUGUCCUUGUGCUUGAGUGCACGGUACAUCUGCAGUCUCUGGGAUUAUUCUCAGGAGAGAGUAGAUUAUGAAGUUUGGCUUUAGACCGAGAAAGUUAAAUGGGAGAGUAAUAAAUUAUGCAGCUUAAAGGAGAAUGUAAAAGUAUUUCUUUUUUCGGGGGCUUUUCACACUAAAACUAAGAUUUUGAAUACCAGCUUUAAAUUCCAUAAUUGUUCUUUUUUCAAGUAAUUAUCUUUGUAACUCCUUGAACGGCAUGUUGAAGUUUCAUGACUCUGGAAUAAUUUUAAACUUUUACCAUUUUACAGUCUUAGCUUAACCAUAUUUUCUCAUAUUUUAUCCUUGAAUGACACCACCACCAGGGCAGAGCUCGGGUCAUGUAAUAUUCAUUUUGUACACAUGCACACAGUAUGUGUGCGUGUUUGUGUAUAAAUGUGUUUGGUGGUUAAAUAUGUAAGUGCCUGUGUGCUCACCGUCUUUCAUUAUUUCUUUGUGUGUAUGCUUCUGUAUGCAUUAGUGUGUUUGUGUUGUUGCUAGCCUGAUAUCUUUCUCUCAGGUAGAGUAUAAUGAGUUCGUCAUUACCAAAAUAUUAGUGUACAGAUUCUAUGUCUCAUGUAAGAAGAGUAAAUAUCAAGUUUAAAUACAAAUAUGCACAGUAUGUAACUUUAAAAAAGCAUGCUUUGAUUGUAAUGGGUGGCAGAAGCAGUGGCCUGACAGAGGCUAUAAAUAUUUCAGAUGCUCUGUUUUAGCACAGAGAGAGCGAAGACAACAGGAAGAUCCUCGUUUUGAUGUGUCCCAUCAUUGUUACACAAUGAAAGAGGUGUGUUUUUUUGUGUGUGCUGCAAAAAAAUAUUAAUCUCCAGAGAAUCAUAUCAUCUUUUAUUCAGUCUCCAGCACUUGUUUUAUUUUUAAUACACAGAGCAGAUAAGCUUCAGAUGAGCAGCCUUGUUUGUACGUGAAGCUAGACUCACCAUAAUGUACAAGACCGCACUUCCCCUCGUUUAUACAGCACUGUUUCCAAACCUGCAGUCUUCUGUAAUGCACAAAUAUUUGAGCUUAUGUACUCUCACUGCAGGCGGUAAUAUUUCUGGUUUAUGAUUGGCUUUGCAUUGACUGUAUGAUUGUGCAGUCUAUACCGCACAUGCAACGCUCUGCAGGAUUAGUAGGAGGAUUUGGAACGAGCAGCACUAAAUGACAUCAAACAUCCUUUUGAACCUCUCUCAGUAGAUGGCUCUGUGCGGUUGAAAAACUUGCAUGUAAGCUCAUCUGACGUCUCAGUGUGUGUUAGAUCUAAGUCACAGGGAAACAGCCUGUCUUUGUGCAAUCCUGAGAGCCGCACCGAAAAAAGUCUAUCUCUUAACAAGCCGUUAAUUUCAGAUUAAGACUUACAUAAUUAAUAUUUUAUCACAAUAUGUUAAAAAAAAAGGCUCUGACUAUCAAAUGCAGUCCUUGGAUUGAAAGUUGUCUUUAUCAGACACAUUUUCUGCAUGUGUGGGUGGAUUUGUUUGGCUGUCUAUUUUGAGAAGCGGGGUUCUCCUCUAGAAUUUGCUUAAAUUGGGUCUUUAGCCCUUUAGACCCAGUUUGUUUCAGCUUCCCACCAUCACACUCUCAGACCAUCUAUCCAUCAAUAUUGGAUCAACUCCCACUUUGUAAAGCCUUUGUGAGCUGUAUUGAUUUUUCAUUCUCAAGGCUAUGACUUCAUCUUGCCGGGCCUAUAGACAUGGUCUCUGAAUGAUCUCCACUUGUCUUGGUGGAAAUGUAACACUGUUACACUUCAUUUAUUAAUUGAAAGUACUUUUAUUCUUUUAUUGCAUUUCUUCAAUUUAAAAAACAUUUCUCUUUCAAGCUACAAAAGCUUUGUCUAAAAUGCUUUGAAUGAUACAUUAUAAACCACUAAUAAUUGAUAAAGAAACAUAUCUAAUUAGAUUUAAAAACAUGUUGAAAUGACUGUAAUUCAGUUUUUUCAUUGCAGUAUUUAUAUUAAUUUAAAAUAGCUUUUUUUCAUCUUUAUUUUAUUGAUUAUUUCUUUAAUAUUAGGGUUUUGAUGGAUUUUGGAAAAAACAAUAAUAUAAGUUAUAAAACCUGUUUGACCAUUUUAGUUAACCAAAGCAUGCCUGUCUGUGUCCGUAAGCUCAACAGACAAAAAUCACGUGUUGGAUUACUUAAAGGGAUGAGUUCUUCACUUCACUUUAAGAGCUUUAAGUUAAUUUGAUUAGUCUCAUGAAAUGAAGCGCCACACUUCACUCGUAGUGGAGUGUGUUACUGUUUAUUAAAAAACCACUGGAUCUGAGCUCCUCCACCACUUACAUGAUAUCACAGGCUGCACAUCCGACAUGCAGUUUUUUGUUUUUCUUUGUUCAGAGAAGAGUCUCUCAUGAAGGAUUGAACUGUUACCCUGAUUGUGAUAUUAAAUCUGUUUUAGAAAUGGACAUAAAACAAGACAAACAAUAUUACCAUAAAUGAAAAAUGCAUCAUAUACAUUUAUUAAUGUAUUUGCUGUUCAGACAUUUUGAUACAGACGGCUUGUUAAAGUUUGUUGUUGGCAUGAGUAAGCUGCCAUCGUGUGCGUGUAUAAUGAUGUAUCACCUCAUUGUCUGUAUAGGUCUGCCAAUACCCAUAAUUCACUUUUUAAACAGCUACUAAUACCAAAUACUGGCCGCUGUACUCUAUGUAAUAUGCUGGACAAAGUGCUUUAUAGAUUGAUUGUUGGAAGUAGCUUUCAGCCCACCGUCACAUGACACAACUCUUUGUUCUGAUUGGCUGUUGCGAGCAAGGUGCAGCUUGGUCCCAAUGGUUGUUAAUUUUCCUCAGAAACCAAAAUGAAUAAUGAGUCUCCAGACAAAUUCACAUUUUUGACUUAGUAUUCUGAGUCCUGCUCCCAGGCCUCCUUUUUUCCAUUCAUUUUGUAAAUUGAGGGUGUCUGGCGGUGGGGUGUAGUAUUAGAAAAUAGCUACAGACACUGUCACUGCUUGUUUCAGUUUAGAUGUAUUACCUUAAUUGUGCUGAUCAGCUUCUUCCAUUAACUCUGGAUCUUCCUGGCAGGGUAAUAUUUCAAAGUUAGAGGGCUAAGUUGAGAAAUUGGGGUUGGCUGUUGCUGCGGAACUAAGUGGGGAAGCAGAAAAAGUGGAAGUAAUAUGUGAGGUGAUAAAUGAAGUGGCUUGAAGAGUCCGGCAUGGCACUGUACAGGUCCCAGCAAGGCCAGGUUUAGAGGUUUUGUUCUGUAAUGAUCAAAUGAGCACUUUGUAUAAUGAAAGAUGCUUUUCCACAUGUGAAUCAACUCAUGGCUGUAUGUUGGGUGUAUACAUCUGAUGUUGUUAUUUAUCCAUUUCUUUGCUCAGUCUCACCAGGGUGAGAUUUCCUUGUUGGUGUUUCCUGCUUGAUGAGCGUAAACCACAUGGGAGAGUUAUCAUUUCAAUAUGUGUGUGUGUGUGUCGGUGUUUUCAUGUGUGUGAGUUCGCUUGAGAAUCUGUCUUUUGUGGUAGAAACGGCUCUUUGUUUAAACCCACGAGGGUUCAUUACUGUGAUCUAUCUCCCUCCCCAUUGGUGCCAACACUAACAUACUGUGGCAUCUAUGCAGUUAUUUUUAGCUUAGGGAUUGUGUGCGUGUAUGUGUGUGUAUGUGUGGUAGUGUGUGCGUGCGUGUGUGUGUGUGUGUGUGUAGGUAGGUAAUUCAUCUUCAUAAUUAUUGUUUUUUUAAGCUUUUUUCUGUACAGGUUUCUUUUUCCAUUGAAAAUAGCCAUCAUUUUUCCAUCUACAUUCAUGAUCUAUGACUGUCUACUGUUGUUCAUCACAAAACAUCCUUAUACACUCUGCCAGGUCAAAGACAAUCAUACAGUAUGUGUCGUAUUAAUAUUGAAAUUAUUAUUAUUAUUUUUCUGUCUGUAUUGUAACUAGGGGUGGGAGAAAAAAAACGAUACAGCAUAGUAUUGCAAUAUUUUGUCUGGUGGAGUUUCAUACACUGGUCAUGCUGUUCAGGGCUCUCCAUGCAAGUGCCUUCCUCACUUUCAGAUCUUGUUCAGUUGAGUUGACCCAUGAGCCGAGGUAUUUGAAGUCCUUAACUUCUUUCAGCACAGCGCCUCCUGCUGUAGUCAGAGGUUGAUGUUCUGGUGGAACGUUGUAGGUGAUGACCUCAGUUUUCUUGGCAUUUAGUCUAAGGCCAACCUUUUACAAUGCUACAAUUUUAAAGAGUUUUUCUCAAUAAACUGAAUUCCUUCACACUCCCUCUGUUUCAGAACUUGCACUGCAGUACUAAUAAUGCAGUACUUGGGUAUUUCUACAUGCAUCUACCAAGUUACAGUGCUAAGGAGCGAGAUGCAUACUUUGAAAAGAAGUCUGAACUCGGACUCAUUUGAAACCUGAAGUGACAGGAGCUGUCACCGCAAUAAGAACACAAAUCCAACAUCCUGCCAAUGACUUCAGUCAGAGAGGCGCCACCGUUCAGACAAGCCAUCAAAAUGCUCACAGGACUCAGAGUUUGUAAGGUUCAGAUAGAGUGUCUGUAUGUCCCCCAAAUCCCAGACUAGAUGUCAUAAAACAGGAGUCUACAUGAGACCUUACACCAGAAGAGAGCAUAAAUAGCAGGUUUUUAAACCCCUUCUGGAUCAUGGAGUCAGCAAACUCGAGAAAUUGUAUACCAACACCAGCUUAUACAACAGCUUAUAUUUUGACACUGCCUCUGUGUGUGACUCAUUGUUUGCGUGAGGUGUUACUCAUCUUUAAAGAUAGCUUUCUAUCGACCUGAGUUUCUGUCAUUCGUGUGAGACCGUUUGUGCUCUAUUUUAUACCUUGUGUGUGUGUGUGUAAAAUGCAGGUGCCCAUUAUAGAGUGGCACAGAUAAAACUGAUUAAAUUGCAAACCUGAAAUUAAGUGCUUUAACCUUUUUGCUUUUAAUAUCCAUGUGUGUGUAUGUGGUUGUCGCGGUUUUGCCUCAGUGUUAUCUUCCUUGGUAUUAAUACAUGACGGCCUCUAGCCUCUUUCAUGCCUAUGUGAUUAUUUUUGGCUCAGAAUCAAAUAAAGAAGUCUGUUUUUCUCUGUGAGGACACGUAAUCAGAUUUGUGUGGGCUAGCCACAUAAAUACUCAGAAAUGAAAUGUUUUGUGUAACACAGCCGACGUCGAUGACAGACAAGGAAAAGAGGCUGUCACAGUUUCCCAGGAUCAUGAGAAACACUCAAAGGUAGUGUCUGUACAGAUGCCACAGUGUUUCUACAUCUUGUUUAUUGGUUAGCGGGUAAUGCUGUGGUACGUGGCGUCGAGAUGUUGGCAGCAGGUCUUGAAAAGUCUUAGAAGUAGUGAGAUGGGGAUCCCACAGGUGUUUGGUCAACACCUUGAACUCCUGCAGGCCAUCUUCCUCCAUUGUUGGUAUUUAUGGGGUUUGGAAAGUGUCGGUAAAGGAGUGCUGUGACUGUGUGGCACUGUGUCUUUUGACAUCUUUUAUCAGAACCAGCUUUAGCUUUUUCACCACUUGGACUUGGAACAGUCCAGUUCUGGUGAUGCUGUGUCAUAAGGUCAGCUUUACCGCUCUGUGACAUCCCUUUGUUGUCUUCUUCAGUCACCUCUCUCUUUGUUGCUGGGGAGAAUGGUGUGUUGCAUCAAGCUGUCCCUGGCAUGACUGAAAGUGUUAGCAAGGUGCCAGCUGUGCUGGUUGAUGACACGCUCAAACGCAGAGACUGUUCAACACGAAACAGCGUCCUUCAUUCUUUACAUGUUGUCUCAUUGUCGUGGUCUUUGGUGUGGUCAAUGCGGAAACAAAGCUUAAGGGAAAAAGGACAUUUUGGAGAGAGAGGGGAUGACUUGUUGCAAAGAGCCAUGUUGGAAUCAAACCAGGGCUGCUGUCGGCUGGGUGAGCCUCGGGUGCCCUGCUAAGCUGCAUUUUGACUCUUCUUCAUGGUUCAUCUUUCACACUGUGCCCAUGAGAGGCUGUGCAUGCCAGCUGUAAGCAAAUGGGCUCAUAGUUGUACUAAUACAUGACACAUACAGUACAUAGACAUGACUUUGAAACUGACGUGUCUGCUGUUGUGUUUCGUCUUCUGUGCUCUUGUGGUUUGGUGCUGAUGUGUCCCUCGUGUCAGAAGAGUGGGCUCAGAGAGGUUGACUGAAGCCUGAGGGUCUCAGCUCUUUAAUAACAGAGUACAUACAAUGUUUUUGUGUGUUUCUAUACACUCGAUUUAUUUUCUCACCGCUUUGUGUUUCUUCAUCAGCUGCAGUGCAGUUCCUUUAGACACCUAAACAUUCAGACUGAUUUCAAACAAUUUCUGCAGAGUAUUUUUAACACUUCAGGGUGAUUGAACGUAUCUGCAGGCUUUCUAUUUUGAUUAUAUCUGACUUUCAACUUUGGACCCAGUGAGAUCAUUAGUAAGGUUGCAUGUUUUUGCACUGUCCUGGUGGUCGUGUGUUUGUGUUGCUUCUUAUCAUGUCCUGACGAUUGUUGGAUUUGGACUGAAGCCCCGUUGUAUACAGGAAUGUAUAACGUUAAAGCUUAUAAAUUCUGCGACUGGAGUCUUGCAGGUCUUGUAACCCAACAUCCAGUCUUAAAUUGAGCCACAUCGUUUAAAUCAGUGGAUGCACAAGCAUUCGUUAAUUAUCAAAUAAUAAUUUUCAGAAUUACAUGAAUUAGCAUUCAAUUCUGCUGCUCUACCGAUUGGCCUCAAACGAAGCGUUUUAGAUGGAGGCUGAAAAAAUGAUAUUUUAACAUGCCAGAGUGAGAGAUUUGAGGCUUUUUUGGAUUUGAAAAUCAUGUAGAGCUAUUAAAGACGUAUGGAGUCUGAAAAACAAAAACACUCUUUAAACUUUGGGAAACAUUAAAUCCUUCUGAACAAAAAUGCUCAGAUUAUAGCUGAAACAAAAUAACAAGGCUCAGAGGUUUUCUGGGGCAAACACUGUCCACUGUAAGAGUAUGAAAUUGAAAAUCUGAAACCCACACACUUGGCUCGCUUGGCUUGAAAAGUGAUUAUUGUAUCUCCUUUCUUACACACAGAAGAUAAGAAGUUCUUAAUGACAGCAGUCACUUGAGGCUAAGACAAUAUGAUCUACUGUAAAGUGCACAAAAAUAGGGCUUGUAGACCACUAGAUCACACAACAAAAACAGCAAUUGUUCAUCUGCACACUAUUUUAAAUUUUUCCUGCUCAGGGUUAUUGAAGUAGAACAAUAAAAAUAACAUUUCAAUACUGUAAAGUGUGAACUUGAACAUUAUCUGUAAAAAGAAAUAAAAGGUCACUCUUUCUUUUACGAUACACUUAUUACCAGGUAAUUACCUGGUGACAACAUGAAAUUAUCUGGUAAUUACAUGAUAACUACUAAGUCAAUACUGUCUAGCUACCAGGUAGGUAACCUUCCAUCAUCAUACAAAUUUGAAGCCGAAUUGCUCUGGUAUUUCCAGGAUUUUCUCCGCUUCCUGGAACCACCACUUACGCAGUAGCAUUGUACACAUUCAGCGGGUGAGUCGCAGUGAUAAUGCUCGGCUCAAACAGCGUAUCGCUACACAAUCUUCGCACGCCCAUAGGCUGUAUCAAGUGUCAAUCAUAGAAAAUAAGAACCCCAAAUAGCUUUUGAAAAUGGAGCUGCACAGAAAAAAGAAAAAAAAAAACAAAACUACACAGUAUUGACUUAGUAGUUAUCAUGUAAUUACCAGAUAAUUUCAUGUUGGUACUAGGUAAUUACCUGUUAAUUACCUGGUAAUAAGUGUACCGUAAAAGAAAGCGUUACCAAAUAAAAUAUAUUGAUGUUAUCUGCAAAUGCCAGGAAAAAAAAAACCUGAAUGUGAGAGCUAGACAAAGAGGGGAAAUGGUCAGAAUGAGAUAGACAGCAAAAAAGAAAAGAAAUAAAAUCUAACAAAAUAAAAGGAAAUCAGAUUUAGGGUAAAGGCAGGGAUGCUUUGAACAGAGUGAUGUAUUGUGGGAGGCUCCAGUAAUCUAAUUGUUUGGUGUAACUGGCUCCAUGAUUACAAAUAAAAUACCAGGACUGGAGGUGAAACUCUAAUGCAUGUGAAAGAGUGAAGCGUGAAAAGAAGGAAGCAGACUGACGUCAGUGAAGCUCGCAGGGAAAUGGAUUCCAGCCUGACAGCAACAUGAGCUCAGUCUGGUGCAGAAUGAGUUUCUGGAAGGUGGUGGAGAGAUUUUUCAUCUUCUGCUAAAUGUGGUCAGCCCAUGGCUCAUGCUGCAGUUUCCACAAUACACACUGACUCACUCUCACAAAUUGGCCAGCACUCAUUAACAAACACGCUCCGCAGAUGACAGAUGCACUGAAAACUGGUUCAUGAAGCACUGGUGCUGGUGGUGGAGGGGGGGCUGCAGGUGGAGUCUACGAUACCCACUCCUGAUGAAUACAGUACAAACACCCGGGGUUGUUCUGGCGGUGACAGUACCUGUUUGAAGUCCAGUCUCUCUGAGCUCUCAUGUUCAAAGGCACGGGAUAGGGAAUAGCUCAUAUUAGUGGUGGGUGGCAAAAAGAGAAUAAUACAUACUCUGAGAAUGGAGUAUAAACCAAAUCGAAAUCGUGUUAACAAUAUAUAACUAAUGAGUAUUUUUAAUGUGUAUUGGAAGCAAAAUGACCGAAGGCGUUUUUGUUUAAAACCCACCAUGAGUAGAGGAAGCUGGCCAGCUGAAAACUCACUGAAGUCAAAAGGAUUAUUUGUGACAUUACUCUUUCAAGUUUUAUUCAAAUAGCUUUGAUUUUUAAGUUGUAAUUUAGUAAGAGGGAGCAUUUUACAACCACUAGUCUCUGCUGUAACACAGUGUAAAAUAAAUGAUACUGGAACAUCCCUGUCUUCCUGUAGGAACCCGCCCUGACAGGCUCUAAGUUUGAGAGUCUUCUCAGAUGAAAGUUUGUAUCCUGCUGAGUAGAGAUAUAGUCAUGCUUCAAUGUUUGACAAAUACAGUUUUAGUGAAAUAAUUGAUGACAAAUCAUAUUAAGAAUUGUGUUCGAUUCACUGACAGAGGACGUCCUGAUUAGAUGAGCUAAUUUAGAAAACAUCAGUGACUUGUGUGCCGUAAACAAAACAAGAUCUACCAAGGGUGCUGAAAUGUUCAUGUAUGCUACCCAGAUGCUUCAUGGGCCUGAUGAAUGAAUGAUGAGUGAAUCAACUUUAGUUUAAAGUUUAAAGGAAGAGGGGAGGUGGAUAUCAAAACCCCAAAUACCAGUUUGUGUCAGCUAUAUUUCGAUUAUGAGCCUCAUUCACAGAAGGACUGAACACUUUAACUCCCUGUGCCGGUACAGGAAGAAGACUGAGGCGAGGUGAAAAAUAAAGCUUUAGUCAUUUGAAAAGGCCAGCCGCAUCUCUCAGCGUUUCAGUAUAAUUAAACCACUUGAGAAUAAAAGCUCAGCUCAAACAGAUGCAUCACUUUGCCGGUGAGGGGUCAAGGGUGCCGAGCGCUCUACAGUAUUUCCUCUUUAGGGCAUUGAAAACAUCUCAUUGAGCAGGUCAACCAUAUUACUCUAUUGGCUGGUAAAUUAAAACAGAGGUGGGCGUACAAAUACUGACACACACUGAAGCUCAACACUACAGGAGCUUUGCUGUGAGAUCAGACAGGCAGCAAAGCUCACGGUGGAGCGUGCUUAGCCGUGAAUGCCUGCCAGACUCACAGUGUGGGUGAAGUUUGAGUGUAAAGAGUCUGACGUUUGUAGCCUCUCACACUGGGUAGUGGGGCUGAUGGAUGUAGUUGUAUAUAGCCCAGGGUCUCGCCCUGAAUCCCCUGUGAGCGGUUUUUAAAUGCUUGUGAAACAGAUUGAAAUUGAUACUGAUGUCUUUGUAUGACUUGCAAAAGCAAAUGAAACCACAAGCAACAAGACUGACAUUUUCAAUUUCCACUCUGGGAUUUUAAUACCUGGACCCACUGCAGGGGGGGUAGGUGUCAGACAAGAUGAUUUUCAGCACACUGAAAAAACAGGCUUUCUUUACAUUUCAACAGCAAAUACUCAGCAAGAGAGAUAAAUUUGAGGAGUGAAAGGAAGCAUGAUGAGAUUGUUUUUGUCAGGAACUACUACCUCAUACAGAAACACAUCAGAGAAUUGAAAAGAUGGACACAUUUGUCCACAGGGGGCACAAAAAUCAACACAAGCCAACAAAUGUUCCUCACGGCACCUAUUCCUAACAGACGCUGUUAUAGAUUUAGAUGUAACUUGACUGGGGUUUCGGUGCCCUGAGCACUGAUGUCCCAGAAUUUGAAUUUUUUUUACAUAAUUUGUUUUGUUUUGUCUCCCUCUUUGUCAAGUUUGAAUGUACUCAAAUGUGUAUUCACACCAUUCCUCUGUUCUUUGCAGGCUGAUGCAGCCACCAGCUUCCUGCGUGCAGCUCGUUCAGGAAACCUGGACAAAGCUCUGGAUCACAUCAAGAAUGGAAUCGACAUCAACAUAGCUAAUCAAGUGAGAAAGUUUCCUUUGGCUUCCUGUAACGGCUGCAGUGUUUGAAUGUUUGUGUUUCGGGGGAGUUAAAAUAAGAUGCCACCCACAUACUUCAAUUAACAAAACAGUGAGUUCAAUCUUGGCUCAGUGAAAUCAAUUAAACAUCGGUUUAGUAUUCAGAGUAUUUAAACAAAAAGGGAAGCCCACACUGGAGUACCUGCGUGAAGCUCUGUAGAAAACUCAAAACUACGCUGUAGUGUUCCUGAAACCAUUUUUAAAAAGGUUCUAGACAAUCAGGUCCACUUUCUUUUUAUCUUGAUGAGAAAAUCUGUCAGUGCUCUUCUACAUUUGUAAUUCAGUUUACAUAGAAAGCUACCGGCUGAAUGGAACAAGUGUAAGGGCGCAGAGUGUUUAGGGUAAAACUUACGUCCCUGUCAUAGUUGUCGAAAGGGUUUGUGAAUGUGUUUAAAGAUGACAGCACACAGGGCAGAUAGUGACAUGUCUCUCCAUGUUUUCUACCUCAGAUAGAGCUGUACAUUCAGGGAUUUUGUCAGUAACUGCUGUAGCUCUUCAUUCUCUCUUUCUGUAGAUCUAAAGUCAGCUCUACAGUCUCACCAAGUUGUGCUAAUGCUAGCUGUAGCUAACGAUAAUACAAAUUCAUUAUGAUAAAGACUUUUCGGGGAAUACUUAUAAGACAAAAUAGUCAUUUGCUAGUUGGAAUCAUGCUAACCUUCUCAGAAACAAUAAUAAACCUCCACUCAGGUGACAGCAUCUUUACCCCCUUGUCCUUUUUACUCCUUUUAAUUCUCUCUCCUACUCCUUUUUAAUCUCACUCCUCUCCCAGCUCUCCUCCCCCCUACUCUCCCUCUCCCUAAUCUCCUUUUUCCACCCGCCUCCUCCUGCUCCUCUCCCUGCUUUCCUCUCUCCUUCUCCUCUCCCUGCUCCCUUCCUUGACCUGCCUCUUCCUGCUCUCCUCCCUGCUUUCCUCUCUCCUGCUCCUUUCCCUGCUCUCCUCCUUGACCUGCCUCCUCCUUCUCCUCUCCCUGCUUUCCUCCCUUACCUGCCUCCCCCUUCUUCUCUCCCUGCUCUCCUCCCUUACGUGCCUCCUCCUGCUCCUCUCCCUGCUCCCCUCUCUCCUUCUGUGGCUGUCUCAUAGUUUGUACCCCUGUUCCAUAAUGAAUUGAAGAUGCAGCUGUUUACCGUUAGUCUUAGUGGAAACCACAAUAUCCUUGUGCCCCCAAACUCUGUUUCACUGAUCUGAGCUGCUGUUUGAUGAAAGAGGCCGCGCCCACGCUCUGCUGAGGGAGGGUAACCUUCAUUUAGUGUAAAGGAUGUAAUUGGGGCAACACAGUUGGUGACAUAACACUCAUUAAGGUUCAUCAUACUCUUUUGAUUGUGGGGUGGUAAAAUCAUAGUACGACUUAAUAAUUAAUUAUGUAGGUUGUUAGAUAACAUUGUAGCAACAGAAUAACAAAUAAUAACACAGUGUUCCCCUUACCAGUGAAUUUGCCUUCAGGGAUCAAUAAAUAAAGUUAUUCUUACUCAGACUGAGAAUCCAUCGGUCCACUUUGGAUUAUGUAUCCUUGAAGCAAAUACAUCUUAAAGAAAUAUAACUCUGCUUUAAUGAUAAUCACUUUGUAAAUAAAUAACUAAUACUGUAAAAUUCUGUUUGGUAUGUCAGCCACAGAGGCAAUCAAACUGUCCGCACGCUACAAAAUAAAAGAGUGCAGAACGUCUACACCCAAAAGAGCUGUAUUACAGCACGACUUGUUAAAUUUCUGAUAGGGCACACUGAGAUAGUUUCUUUUAUAGUGUCGAGGGUGAAAAUUUAAACCACUUCAUUAAAAGCACCCCUGAGUUCAUGCAGUCAUAGCCUGGCUGGGCCCAUCCAGUUGCGUGAAUCAGUUGCCGUUCCUUCCCACAACAGUCUGGACUUUGACCAAUUGGGGGCUCUAAAAGUGGGUGGGAGUACUUUCCUUGAUAGACAGACUACUGUAACCAAUCACCGUAACCAAACAUCUGACGUCAUCACAGUGCGCAACUGUGUUCCCUGCUGGGCUCUCAAGCAUCAAGUAAAGGUUUGGUAAUAUUUCAACGUGUACGAGCAAACAAUGUCUUUUACGUCUUCUUCUGCCAACUUUGCAAAGUCAACUGCAGAAUUAACGGCGUUCUGAAUGAAACGUCCCGCAGCAUGUGUUAGACGUCACCAUCUUCACAUGGACCAAUCAGGGGCUGCCUUUCCCUGUUGUGCGGGGAACAGUGGAAACACAGUCACUGAUUGGCCCGGUUAUUUUCUGAUUUCUAAUACUUGCUCCCAAUUGGCCGAAGUCCAGACUGUUGUGGGAAGGAACGGCAAGUGAUUCACGCAACUGGAUGGCCCAGCCAGGCUGAUGCAGUCAUGCAGUAACCAGCUUUACCUGGUUGUACUGCUCCCUCUGCUCACUUCCUCUUGGUUAUUUUUGGUUCCUCUGACCAGUCUCUAUUACAUCAUGAGUUUGUUUUUUUUUGCCUUCAGUUAAAAGUAGUUGAUGAGGAUACGUUGCCAGGUCUUACCUCACUGUGGGAAAGUAGAAGGCUUCCCUCAGUAAUGAGGUCGUGAUUAUGAAACAGACUGAAGGGAGAGUGGUACUCAGAAACUUCAUUGUGUUCCUUUGUUAAAGAACAAGCUGUACUAGAUUUCUUUGGAGGGUUUGGAAAGAGGGAUUGAAAUCUAACACAUAAUGUCCGUUUAUUCUUCAACGGCAGCCAUUCUGCCACAUUAGCAAAACGUGUGAAAUAAAAAGAAGACAAAGGAAAUUAAAAAUUAAAGACCGCCAGAGCUCCUGAUUCUCCAUCUUUGUGUAAAGUGGUGUGCAUAAAUAAUUAACUCUAUUAGAUUAUAGUUCCCUCCAUCUUCAUCUGCUACAGUCUCCUCUCUUUCACCUUGUUGCAUCAUGACCAACACAACAAACUCAGGCGAUUAGAUAUCAUGAUUCAUGAGCAUGAUGGCGUGAAUGUGCGUCUGUCUGGUAAGCACACACACACACAUAUUUUUGCCGGUAGGUUUGUUGUGCUUUGGAUGCUCGUGUAGUAAGAGUGAUGGCUGGUGAAUGAACAGACAAGUGCUUUUAUAACCAGACAAAACACUGUCAGUGAGAGGGGCAUUAAGAAUGAAAACCAACUCCCACGAUCCGUGCUGAGCUAUUGAUGCAAAACAACACAAACAAACUAGUCAGAGGAACAGGAUGAGUUAGAGACAAAUAAUCAGAUUAGAUGAGUUAUCAAUUUGACACAGCCCUGAGUGGUCUACGUAGUAUGAUAAUUGCACAUAAAAUGAUUGUAAAAUGCCAAUUUGAUCCACAGUUGUAUUGGAUUAAUUUCAUUAAAAAUGUUACUCUGAUUCUGAAUCUAUUUCCAUUCGUGGUUCAGUCUUCUUUCAUGUUUUCUUCUCAGGGUCGUUGCUGCAUCUGUAUUGACUUUUUUUUACCAAGCACUGAGGCGAGGGCAGGGAUGGUAUUUUUAUGUUUGAUUUAUGUGAUCCUGCAGCUGUAACCCGUCCUUGCUGUGGUUCCAAACCUGCAGGCUCUCCCUGCUGCGUCUGCCCUCUCUUUAUUUCUCAAGGUGUCGUACCAUUGUGGCUCUUGUCUCUGUGUGACCGUGAACAUGAAUGUAUAAAACCCACAACAUUUAAUGUGUCACAAAAAGAACAAAAUCUCAUUGUUCUUGCUUUACUCCUGUGUGUGAGACACAGGCGUUCCCUCAUUAGGCGUGUGAAACUCGCACUGAUUUACGGUUUGUUUCCCACCACACCGCGCAUGCUCCCGGAGAGACUGUGUUGCCCAUUUGAAUUGAUUGACACCGCAGUGUGAUGAGAAACAGUGCAGUUAAUAGAGACUCCUGGUGGUCAGGCUGGUUACAGCAGGCAGGUUGCAGUGUAGAGUUGGCUCAUGCUGUUGCAGACCGACAGCUGGAGUGAGACACAGAUCACCGGGCAGGCAGGCAGACAGGCAGACAGACAUCCACCAGCCCCUUGUUGUUGCUCAUUAGUCUCACCUGGUUUUAUUUUCAUCAGAACCGAGUCCUCCGUCUGUUAUUGGUUUAUGAGUUAUUUUUAGAAAUACAGUAACCAGACUUGUUCUGCACAGCUCCAAAAACAGGCACGUACUGAACCGCAGUCCUCAUGUGAGAAAUGAGUCAAAAGUACUACAGUGUGUUUCACUUUCUUCUCCUUCUCUCGUCAGUCUGAUCCUGUUCCUGCAGACACUUCACACUCCGGUUUCUCAGGCUGCUGCACUUGUAGCUCAUUUUGACAAGCCUGAAAGGUUAUGAGAUACUUUACGUUAAUGGUUGUGGCAAAGACCGCGAUGAACGGUGCCAAGGAGAGGACAAGGCUGAAGGUUGCCAGAGAAGGCUGUGCCACAUGGAGGUUUCUGAGCGGUCUUUGUACAGAUCCAUUUCACUAAUUGAUUUAGGAGAGUUAAAUGGGAGUGUGUGUUUUAUGACACUAACUUACAAGACCACUACUUACCUCAUUAAGCCUCUCUGAGAUGUGGCCUCACAUUACAGUUAAUGUGGACUGUGAUUACGAUAAUCCUGAUAAUUAACAGGACUAUUAUACCACAACUGAGGCUUUGAAGUGGAGCGAAAACUUUAUCCAACUAGAAGCACCGUUAUUUAUUGCUAUACAUUUAAACCUCUCUUUGACUCUGCAAUAACUUCUGAGUAAACACUGCCUGUAUUUGUGUCUGCCACUUUUGACGUGACAAAUUCUGUCUUUCUUUCCCCAGAAUGGUCUCAACGGGUUACACCUGGCCUCUAAAGAAGGUCAUGUCAAAAUGGUGCUGGAGCUACUACACUCUGGCAUUGAACUGGAAGCCACCACCAAGGUACGAAUCUCAAGUGACGAAUCAGUCAGGUCAGAAGGCAGGUGACAGCUGGAGGUGCCAUACCAUACUUUUUUAUGGUUUUAGCUUUAGCUUUAGAUCAGUAUGACUGCAACUUCAGAAAUCACUGCAGCAAGCGGUCAUGAGCGACACUGACAUCCCUGUCACCACAUUACACCACUUUAACUUAAAUAUUGGUUCAAAAAUGUAUGAAUUAGCAUUCCAAGCUUUCAAUUUCAAUAUUUCUCUCUCUCUCUCUGUCUUCCUUUCUUCUUUUUGUGUGUGUUUCUAUGAUUUUGCCUCCAGAAAGGGAACACAGCUCUUCAUAUCGCGGCUCUGGCAGGGCAGGAGAAAGUGGUGGCUGAGCUGGUCAACUACGGUGCCAACGUUAAUGCCCAGUCACAUGUGAGUCCCUGGGAGCUGAAGAGUUUGAUUGUGUCUGUGUAGUUGCAUAAGACACACCUUAACAGAGCUGUGCAGUUAUUAAUAUGAAUGAUUUAUUUCAUAGUCUUUUAAAUGGAAAUUGAAAGAUUAGCUGAUGAGCCCAAAACGAGAUCACUAGGGAUGGGUGAUAAAUCAUCGUUCUCGAUUUAUUGACGGAAAAAUCAUCCAUGAUAGAUGUUUGCCAUCUCGUGAUAAAUACGAUAAAUGCAAGUUGAUGAUGAAAGUGUGAGUGACUCUCAGCCAUAGCCCACACAGAGCAGAAUAACAAACAAACAUGGCCAUAAUGAAGGUAAUGAAGACGUUUCUGAGCAGCUCGAGGCUCCACAUGAGGAAUUUCCUUCAUGAUUGGGGUUUAGAUGAGUGCAAUCAGGUCUGCCUGACAUCGGACAGUGGAUCUGCUGCUGUUCACUCUGUGCAAAGAGAGUUUUCAAGAAAUGUUGAAAAUGUUUUAACAUUUGAGAUUUGUUUGAUGUCAUUAGUUUUCUCCAUAACCUACCACUUAAACUUGUGGUUAAGUAUCUCAUGUGACUGCUCUAACUGGUGUUCUCAAGACAAAAUGAGUCAAAAUUAUAGAUCGGAAUUAUAAUAUUUAAUAUCAGGACUUUUAUCAUUAUCACCAGAAUGGCAAAUCUUAGCGUGAUACAUUUUUUAGUCCAUAUCGCCCAUCCCUAGAGAUCACAUAGUCUGCAGUUAAACAAGGUCAAAUUGGUUUUUGAGGUUAUCAAAGCUAUCACCACCAGCCUUUGGUUCCUCCUGCAGGUUAAUGUCCACAUGCAGCAGCUGCUUAUGCAUUUCUUUAUGUGCUAGUUUGACAACCAUAGGAUGAAGAAAUAUUAUCCUUUUAAGCAGAUAGUUAUUCUGUUAGUGGCUGGUGAGAAAUAUAAACUAUGAAAGAGUGUGCUUUCUUACCAAUAUGUUGUGUUUUUGUGCUCUUACAGAAAGGGUUUAGUCCUCUCUACAUGGCAGCGCAGGAGAAUCAUCUAGAGGUGGUCAAGUUCCUACUGGAGAAUGGUGCCAAUCAAAGUCUCCCAACCGAGGUACCUCCCCCCCUGAACUGCUUGUGUCAGUCUGUUGGUUGAUAGAGUCAGUGAGACUGAGAAGGGGAUAAGUAUUGUUUGUGCUAUUACAUCAUAUGAAGGAAACUGUAAAAGUUUAUGAGUAAUUCCAGUGAUUGAAGUCACCACCAGAGUCAAAGUUGCUGCCCUGUAAAACAGAAAUCCAUUAUUCAGCAGUAAAGCUGCUCUCUUGGGCUGAAUGAUUUAUUUUCCUGGAAUAAAAAGUUCAUAUGUAAAUGUCUAUGCUGACCUUUGUGCGAGCAAUAAUCCUGAUCAUUAAACCCCGGUUCUAAUGGUGCACACAAGCCUCAUUUCUGAGUGUUAAUAUCCCUCCGUUUGACCAAAACACUCUCAAAAUUCAAACAAUUUUCCAUUCGCUCCUCACUUUCUCCUCUGCCUGACCUCACAAAUACCUCUUGCCUCCUUCUCACCUUUUCAUCCCUUUUCCUCGCUGCCCCCCCCUCUCUCAGGAUGGCUUCACCCCCCUGGCAGUAGCGCUUCAGCAGGGCCAUGAAAAUGUUGUGGCACUGCUCAUCAACUACGGCACUAAAGGCAAGGUUCGCCUCCCCGCAUUGCACAUCGCUGCCCGAAACGAUGAUACGCGCACCGCCGCAGUGCUCCUGCAAAACGACCCUAACCCUGAUGUACUCAGCAAGGUAUGAACACGGACUGAAACUGCUUCAUGUGCCUUAAACUAUGAUAAGUCACAUAAAAGAAGCAGUCUUGUUGUUGUAAAGAAAUUGUGCUUUUUGGGUUAAAAACGUUUUUUCGACACGUAUCAUUCACUGUUGGUACCUUGUUUUCCAAUAAGGAUAUAAAUAGAUCGUAAUUAUCCUUAUUUGCCCUUUUCUCCUCACACUUUUCUUUGUUGUCUUUCUCUGUAGACCGGUUUCACACCUCUCCAUAUUGCGGCCCACUAUGAGAAUAUGAGUGUUGCCCAGCUGCUGCUGAACAGAGGAGCCAAUGUAAACUUCACCCCCAAGGUCAGUUUGUCCCGGCGCAAAACAACAUCUGAAGUGUGUUUUAAUCAUUUGAUGUUGUGAGCACAGUAUCAUCCAGUGAAUAGGAAUCUUAACACUUAGACCUUCCUCAUAUACUCAGUAGAGCUCAGCCUCUGUUGUACUUUAGUCCUCGCUCAUGUUGGUGUAAAUCAGGAAGAUUCAAUAAAGCUGUCUGUUUUUUGUUUGCUUGUCUAGAAUGGCAUCACCCCCCUUCAUAUAGCCUCCAGGAGGGGUAAUGUGAUGAUGGUCAGACUACUGCUGGACAGAGGAGCACAGAUUGAUGCCAAAACAAAGGUAGUUUACCGAUAAACAGCUCUUGUAUCUACUGUAUGUUCCAUCCAUCCAUCCUUCCUGCAGAUUUUCAUGUCUUUCCAAUCACUCUCUCCGGUCUAUCUCUCUUUCUUAACUCGUCUCUUUGUAGGAUGAGCUGACUCCUCUCCACUGUGCAGCCAGGAAUGGUCAUGUUCGUAUCAUUGAGAUCCUGCUGGAACACGGUGCUCCCAUCCAGGCUAAAACCAAGGUGGAUUAAUUUAAUGAAAAACUGCAGACACCGUGUCUGUCUUUUAGUCGUUUCUAUCUUUGGGUGCUGCUCUGUAAUCAGCUGUGAUCGUUGGAGCUUACUUCUAAGUGCUGGUUUGACUUUGAGAAUCUGGAUCUGAAUCUUAUGUAACCACUGAGGGAGACUCCAUCAGAAAUUCAGCUCACAAACUAGCUAGCUAGAACUUUUACACUUUCAUCCAGCAGCAAGGUAGAUAAAAUCAAGACUCCUAACACAUUUAUCUGUUUACAGAGCGGCUCAGAUCGAAGCCUCUUCAGCUCUGGGUAUUUAUGCUCCACCAAGGAGAUAUUAUUUUGCAAGUCAUUUUAGCACAAUGGGUUGAUUAUGUCCCCUCAGAGGAGCAGAUGCUAAUUGACUAUGUUAUUUGCAGCAUGAACAAGGCUUUAGUUGAAAACACUAACAAUUCUGUCUCCUACUUUCCCUUCGCCGUCUCUUUUUGUCCCCUCAGAACGGUCUGUCCCCCAUCCAUAUGGCAGCUCAGGGGGAUCACAUGGACUGCGUCAGGCAGCUACUGCAGUACAACGCUGAGAUUGAUGACAUCACGCUGGACCAUUUGACCCCUCUUCAUGUAGCAGCUCACUGUGGUCACCAUAGGAUGGCCAAAGUCCUCUUAGACAAGGGGGCCAAAGCUAACGCCCGGGCUCUGGUAGGUUUUCAGUUGUUUUCGUUCCAAAGACAUAAUAAUAAUAAUAAUAUAUUGCAUUUGUAUAGCGCCUUUCAAGAUACCCAAAGUGCAUGAAGGUUACAGACUAAUCAAGGCUGCUGUGUCUGUUUUGAGCAGCAUCUUCAUCAGUUAACUAUUAAGCCCGUCUUUAAAGUUCAUUUAUACCAUCAUUUCACCUUCUGCAGUAUCUCUGAUCGUCUUUAUUCGUGUUUCUCAGGGCGGGCUCAUGAAGUUUUGAACUCUUUCCUGUGUUUCAGAAUGGCUUCACACCUCUACAUAUUGCUUGCAAGAAGAACCACAUGCGGUCCAUGGACCUGCUGCUUAAGCAUUCUGCUUCCCUAGAAGCUGUCACAGAGGUGAGGUCCUGAGACCACCAGAGACCAACAGAGACCAAGACUGAAAAUAGCCAAAUAGCCCUUGACUGUUGUGUGGCGUUUAUGCAUCAUUUCAUGUGAAGUUUUCUUUGUUUGUUUUUCAUCUUAAGGUCUCAGAAAUCCCCGGUGUUGUAUCUCUGACUGGGUUUUAAAUUAUGCUGUUAACACGACUAACGGUGUUGCUAAAAAGUCAUAGUAGAAAAUCUGAAGUAUUUUUAUGUCUCAUUAUCAAGAGUGACUGAUCUUCUCUGCCUGCCUCUGUGUUGCAGUCUGGUCUCACUCCUCUUCAUGUAGCAGCUUUCAUGGGCCACCUGAAUAUAGUAAAGAACUUGCUCCAGAGAGGAGCUUCACCUAAUGCUUCCAAUGUGGUGAGAUCCCCUUUUCUACACCCAUCCGUUACUUAUCCUUUUUCCUUAACUGCUUUCUAAUGUUGCGGUUUUAGUGAACUGAUAUUUUCUUUGUCAAAAUUCAGAUGUAUCAAACUAACACCAUGCAGAAUCCAUAAAUUAAUGACAUGAGAGGAUUAAGUUUGUGACCGAGCAUUAAAUAAGUAGCUUUAGAUGGAUUAAGUCUCUUUACUGCCUGAACAGAAAGCCAAUAAUGUAAGGUUAUUCCUAAAUACCUAUAAAGUAAAUAUAAAUUAAAUUGUUGUUCUUAAAAGCCUUUACAUGAACAAAGUAGGUUUAUUGAUAAUGUUUUAAACAUAAACUGUAUAUAGAAGGACGCCGUCUCCCUCCUCGCUGGGUGAAGCCACCACGAGAACAGCACCCUCUGGUGACGGGUUGCAGUAUAGGUCAUAAAUCCCGCCUCUUCCAGCAAUCCCUACAGAAGUGUGGACAAACUUUAAAAAGUAUUUACACAGAAUAUAAAUUUUUCUCCCCCCUGGUUGUGAUUUUGACAUGUAGUUACUGUAAGACUGGUUUGUGCUCAAGUCUUCUAUUUUCUGUGCAGCUCCAUUUGUUAAAAGUUAUUAGGGGGUUCAUGUUUUCUAUGAUUGACACUUGAUACAGCCUAUGGACGUAAGAGGAUUGCGUAGCUGUUUGAGCCGAGCGUCAUCACAGCGACUCUUGACUCUUGAAUACGUACAACGAUACUGCGCAAGUGGUGGUUCCAGAAAAAAACAGAAAACCCUGGAAAUACCAGAGAGCAAUUCAGCUUCAAAUUUGUUUACUGACGGAAGGCGGAAACAAGUUGUCCAUAGUAUAUACAGUCUAUGGUUUUAACUAAUUCAUCUGUAAACCUGUUUAAAUGUCCUCAAGAGGACCUCAUUAAGCUUCAUCAGGGCUUUGUUUCCAUAAAGACUGUACGGGGGUAUGUUCUGAGACAGGCAGUAAACAGAAUGAAUUCAGGAACACACAAAGAAAUACACUUCGGUGAUUUGUUCCACUGCUCUUCUGUAUUUAUCUAAAUCAGAAAGUGGAGACUCCUCUCCACAUGGCCUCCAGAGCUGGACACUGUGAAGUUGCUCAGUUUCUGCUGCAGAAUGCGGCACAAGUGGAUGCCAGGGCUAAGGUAAGAGCUGUGUGUUUAUAAGUUAGAGGGUUUUUUUAAUCUGAUUGUGCAAUUAAAUCAAUCAGUUAAAGUAAAACUAAUUGCCAUACAUCAGAACAGAUUUUUUUAUUUUCAUUUUUGCUUCAUUUCCACUCAUCAUUGGUAUCCGUUUCCUGUUCAGAACAUCUUUCAAACCUCUUUCUUCUUAUGUCCAGGAUGACCAAACACCCUUACACUGUGCAGCCCGCAUGGGCCACAAGGAGCUUGUAAAACUUCUCCUUGAGCACAAGGCCAACCCAGACUCAGCUACGACUGCAGGCCACACACCUCUUCACAUCUCCGCACGCGAAGGACACGUCCACACUAUUCGCAUCUUAUUGGAUGCGGGAGCACAGCAGAUUAAGAUGACAAAGGUAGAGUGGAAGCGAUGACAGGGUUGUGUUUUGCUUUGGGCCCCACUUUCUGUCCUUUCAAUCACAUCUGUAUUCAGCUCCAUUGUUUAUUUUCUCAAGUAAGUGAGAGCAUUUCUGCUAUUUUGUGGUUGUUGUUGUUUUUUUGAGCAGAAAGGCUUCACUCCUCUCCAUGUGGCCUCUAAAUAUGGGAAGGUGGAUGUCGCAGAGCUCCUUCUGGAGAGAGGAGCUAACCCUAAUGCAGCUGGGAAGGUGAGUCACUCUGUGCCCGCUGUAGUUCAGCUCCCUGAAGUACACUUCAAUGAAAAUGAUAAAGCACUCCUCACAAAGCGGGUCAGAAUUUGGUCAUUUAGAGAAAUAUUAAGGAUGUGGGCUGACUGGUAGAUUACUGUGGUACGUGUUUCAUAUAUAUAUGUGUUUCUGUGUGUUUUUGUCUGUCUGUAUCUGGUUGUCCAUGGGUGUAUAUAUGUGUACAUGUGUAUGUUUGUGUGUUUAACAGAACGGUCUGACACCCCUUCAUGUGGCCGUCCAUCACAACAACCUGGAUGUUGUUAAACUCCUGGUCAGCAAGGGAGGAUCGGCACACAGCACUGCCCGAGUAAGAAGCUUGCAUAUGUGUGUGCUCAAACUGGCACAAGCAGGCGAUCAAAACGCAUGACAACUGAUCGUUGACACACAUAUCUGAAAAUCAGGUCGAAUGAGUGUGUGAUAAAUAGCCAUACAGCCAGUUCAAUGAUAAUACUUGCAGUCUGAAGCAGCAUUUCAGUUUUAAUCUUGAAAUUUGGAUUAUAGCAUGUGUGUUUGUAUGCUCUUGUUUCCCGCUGCAGAACGGCUACACUCCCCUGCAUAUAGCAGCAAAGCAGAACCAGAUGGAGGUGGCCAGUUGUCUGCUCCAGAACGGGGCAACACCGAACGCAGAAUCCCUUCAAGGCAUCACGCCCCUACACCUGGCUUCACAGGAGGGGCGGCCUGACAUGGUGGCUCUGCUCAUUUCUAAACAGGCCAAUGUGAAUCUGGGAAACAAGGUAUCAUACCGGAAUAGUUCAUGACUGAGUAAAAUCAGGAUGUAGCUUAAAAAAUAUUUGAAGUGCUGUGAGAUUGAAAAAUAAAAAUGGCGCCCCCUUUCCUGCCUGUUCCUUUUAGAACGGCUUGACCCCUCUGCAUCUCGUAGCUCAGGAAGGGCACGUUGGAAUAUCUGACACAUUGGUCAAACAAGGAGCUUCAGUUUACGCUGCCUCAAGAGUAAGUUACACCCUCACCGCUGCUGCAUGCUGUCACAGAGUUUCAUCCUCCUGUAUGUGAAGAUUCAUGUUGUCUACAAGGAGGCAAUAAAAAAGCUUCUGAUCAAUAGUCAAUUGUUUCUUGUUCAUUAUCACAGAUGGGCUACACACCCCUUCAUGUGGCCUGUCACUAUGGCAACAUCAAGAUGGUGAAGUUCCUUCUGCAGCAGCAGGCUCAUGUGAAUAGCAAGACAAGGGUAAGGGCCUUCAAUCCAAAUGGACUAAUGUACAGCACAUGACUAUAUUUGAUUGUGAUUUUGACGCUGUAUAAAAACUCAAUAUUUUUACGUAGCAAAUCAGCUUUGGUACCACUUCUACAGCUUUAAGUUUCAAUGUAACAGAUGUAAAUACUGCUAUCUCUUGUUUUGUCUGAUCAUCUUCUCUCCUUUGUUUCAAGAUGGGCUACACCCCUCUGCACCAGGCAGCUCAGCAGGGCCAUACUGAUAUUGUCACCCUGCUGUUGAAACAUGGAGCCCAGCCCAAUGAGAUAACUUCGGUGAGACACCUUGAGAAACACUUUAAUCCUUUCCUCAACAUUGGGCAUUCCCUCUCUACUCGUGCUGUUUUUUUCCCAGCUGUUUUCAUGAAUACGGAUUAUUACUGUCUGUGGUUCAUGUGAACUAUAGGCAGGUCUUUGAUAUUUGAGUUUGCCCUCGUCUUCAUUCAUGUCAGGACCCAGAUGAUACUAAAUUGUUGUUUGAAUGUUAAAAUAUAUACCCUGUUGAUCCAAGAGAUAAAUUUGCACAUGUGUUUCAGUCAACAAAUGACUAGUUCUGCUAAAAAAACAACUCACUGUUACAAAAAAUAAUUCUUGUAUUCACUAUGCUCAACUCUUAAAGGGAUAUUCUGGCAUAAAAUUAAGUUAGGGUCAAACACAAGGUAACACAGAGAUAGACACCCCCUUGGGAGAUGAGUUUACUGCUUGCUUGUUUGUAGGGGGAGCCCUGACGAGUCGAUCACCGAGUGCAGCAGUGUUUUGCAGCUCAAGGAAGAACAUUUAUGAUCAUUACUUCAUGGAAAUACAAUCAGACUAAGAUGCUAAGGCAGAAUAACUACCACGUCUGCAGUGCAAAAUGAUUAAUAUGAUGAUUACAACUUAAAGGAAAUAAUGAAGUAAUGAUUAUAAAUGUUCUUCCUUGAGCUGCAUACCCCCAACAUUGGGUAUUCUGGGGUGUUUGACCACAACUUAAAUUUACACCGAAAUAUCCCUUUAAAUCUUACAUGUUAUUGAAUAAGUUCCCUGAUAUGUUGUUUGUGUAUUUUUGCAGUUACUCUUUUUUAUAAACAACAGAUCAGUUUUUAAAAAGUGUUAUUAGUGCACACCAUACCUGCAGUCAUUUGCUUUUUGAUUUCUAAGCUCUCGUAUUUACGUUGGGCCUGUUUUCUGGCAUAAAUUAAAAGGUUGAGCUUUUCUGACAUUUUUUUGGGCAAAUAAGAAAUGUUACAGGGAUGUACUUUUUUAUAGAAAUUCCUCUAUAAAAAGUAUCAAAAGCUUUUUUUGUUUUCUCAAAAAUAUGGAAACAUUUUGCGUGAUGUUUCUCAUCUUUCUCUGAAUAGAAUGGGACAUCUCCUCUUGGUAUUGCUAAGCGGCUGGGUUAUAUCUCUGUCAUUGACGUGCUGAAACUGGUUACCGAGGAGUCCGUCUCCGCGGUGAGCAACACAUCAUGCAUGGUUCACAUGGUUACACCAUUACGCAAAAGAAGUAGCCUUGACAUGCCAUGAAACUAAUGUUUGAUCAAACAAUGGUUUUGAUCCGAUUCUGCUCCCUCACCUGCUUUUAUAAUUAUCCAACAUUUCCCAUUAUUAUCCUUUUUUUCCUUCCUUUUCCUCUCCUCCUCUUUCUUGUUCUCUGCCUUCUCCCUCAACACAACCUCCUUUUGCUCUUCACAGAUCACCACAGAGAAGCACCGGAUGAGUUUUCCUGAGACUGUAGAUGAGAUUUUGGAUGUCUCAGAGGAUGAAGGUAGGUUAUUCCAUCAUUAAACUUGCCAACUGAACAGCAUUAAUGAUUCAUUUUCACCUCUGGGUUGUUAUUCAGAUGAAGAAGACUGAAAGGGAGGUAUUCUGACACAUCCCUGAGUAACCUUAUUAGCACUAUGUGUGUUUUAAACGUUGAUACAUGACUGUCUAUAACACCUUCUUCCAUUUGCCUUGUAGGGGUUGCCCAGCUAACGUUAGGUAGGAGUGUGUCUGUAUCUCUGCUCUUGUCCAGUCCGAUGGCUGUAGUGAACUUGUGCCUUCAUUGCAAACACACUUCUCAUUUUUUUUCUGUCUUUAACUGUCUUUUAAUCAGUUACUCUUGACUCUUCUCUCGACACCAGCCCUGUUUUCUCUUCGUUCAUCUUAUCUUCAGUCUUUGUUGCUCAGAGAUUUCCUUUAAACAAAUAUGUCUGUUCCUCAUCAGCAUGAACUCCGAACAUUUUCUUUUUAACCAGCACUCAGUGCACAUAUCUGUUGGUGGACUCAUUGCUGACAGAACUCCAGUGUUUUUGGCAUUUACACGACAAAUCCAGCAGUUUGAAAACUGAGUGCUCCUACGUUUUACAGUCUAAUUUAUCAGUAUGCUUAUUACUCACACGCUGCGUCCCAGCUGUGACUCUUCUGCUAAGAACACACACAGUAGUCAUCUUUCUAUUGUAAGGCAUUCAGUAUUAAAUCAAAUCAGUGUAAUGUUGUCUACAUAUUUCCAUGCAAGCUUCAUCUUUUGAUCUAAUUUCUUCUUCUUCUACCUAUUUAAUCGUAUCGCUCGUUUCUUCUUUAACAUCCUUUGAUUUUCCCGUACAGCUUGUACUUAUGAAUGUUUAAUUGUGUCUAAUCAACUCUGUUUUUUGUCGAGUGGCUUAUUGUUUACUGUUGUUGUCCUGAUUAUUAUUUCAAUACCAUUCCUCCUUAAUAAUUGAGGUAUUUUCUCCUACACAGAAACAACCAUCACCACAUGUGAUUUCAUCUUUAAUGGGCAUGCUCACUAAAAAAGCUGUCACCAGGUGCCUUGCAGUUUGCCGUCCAUGCAGUGUCCUAAACUGUCUUAUUGCUCACUGUCUUACCGAUCCUCUUCUUUGGUUUCCAUCGGCUCUGAUUGUUGUCGGUUUGUCUCCAUUGCUAAAACUUGAAUAUUUCAGAUUGCUUUGUGGCCAUUUUUUUCUGUGGUUUGGUGGAGGUGAAGGGAUGGGGAGGACGGCUGUGUAACAUGUGCUGUUUUAGGAGAUAAUCAAAUUGAGCGGUAUGAUUUUGUCUUGAGUGCAGAUAUUAAAAUACUUUGAAAGAUACUGCAAAAGAACAUGGAAAAAAAUCUGAUUGCCUUCUGCAACUUUAAUUCAAUUGGCGUUUAUUUGACAUAGUCUGAGAAAUCGACAUGUAAUGACAGAGUCGGAGAGUGAGAGUUGAGAUCAGCAUCAUUCUGCCCUGUUUUCCCUGGUCUCGUCUUUUUCUCUCUUAAUCAUUUUUGUGCAACCUGUCUUUUGCCAGUUUUUGUCGCAUCUUCCCCGUCCCUAUUACCAUUUCUUAUAAAUGCGUUUCGCCCUCAGGAGACGAGUUGCUCGGGAUGGAUGGUGCGCGCUAUUUGAAGCUUGACGACUUUAAGGACCAGGAUGAUGACUUCCUCUCCCCAAAGAAAACCCUCCGAGACUUCGAGGGAGGCAUGGGUACCACGUGAGUCUCUACAUGCUCUUAAAAUUUGUGCCAUCUGAUGAACGAGGAGCUGCAGGUGACAGAAGAUGGAGAGUUUCCUGCUGUUUUUGACACAUAUUCAUGAACACUUUACAUAAUAGAUGAUGCAAGGUGGAAUUAAGUGGAUCAUUGAACGGUUUGCAUAAAUCAGCCGUUGUGUCUUGUCUUACAUGAUUCUGUCUUCCUCUCCCACAGGCCAUAUUCUCCUGCGAUUCCCAGGAUCCCAUGUGUGUCCCCAGAGACUGUGCUCUUGGAUCAGGUAAGCUUAACUCGCUCUGUUUGGAGAGUGCUCAACAUUUUAGAAACAUGAGUUUCUUUAUCUAUCUGAAGUUAAUUUGUGGAUGUAGCAGCGUUGAAAACCAAGUUUAUUUUUAGCUCUCUUUUGCUGAGUCUUCUCCCUAUCUCUUCUGUUAGAUUGUCUCCUUUCUUCUCUUCUUCAGCUGUUUCUGCCUUUUUCCUUUCUCUCUCUCUCGCUCCUUUCAUUGUCUUGUAUUUUGAUAUCACUCUCCCCUCUCUAUCUCUUCCCUGUCAUUUUCUGCUGCUUUUGUCUGCCUUAAUCUUUUCAGUCAUGGUUAUUUUACCGCCUCUCAAUUUUUCAUUGCCUCUCUCUCCUUCUCUGACCUCAGCACACCCCAGUCCCGCUGCCAAAGGAGUAUGAUGAAGACUCCCUGAUCCCAAGCAGUCCAGCGACGGAGACUUCAGAUAAUGUCAGCCCGGUUGCCAGCCCUAUUCACACUGGGUCAGCUCAAAAACAUGUUGUUGCAUGUGAAUGUUCAUUUUCUUUAAAAUUAUUUUAUGCAGUUAUGAUAUCAUCAACACUGCUUGAUAUGGUGCGUCACAUUUACCUCGGAAGUCGGAGCUGGGAAUGACGUCACAACCGAGUUGUCAGCAUUUUAGUUACAAAGUCUGAGAAAUUAGCCAACGGAAAGUGGAAACAAGAUGGCUACAUCUACAAAAGUUAUUCUCACGCUUGCCUUGUCCGAAUAUAAACAACUUCCGUCAAAUAUGCCGUCCUUCUGCAACCUGCAAACACACAAAGGCGCAGAAGGUAGCCUAUUUUUUGUCAUUAGAGGAGCUUCUACUUACUGUUUUCAACCGGCAACAGCAUUUUUAUAUGUCAACUCAGGGGUUGACUUUCAGAGUUCCACUGAAGCUCGGAAAUCCAGACUUCUAAGUACAACUGGAAUGUACAGUGGCCGAGAACCGCCACUGCUGCAAAUAAAGAAGAAUGCAAAAAAAAAAAGAAACCACAACGGAAGUUCCUAAUGCAAAAAAUAGAAACCGAAGCCUGCUGCAUUAAAAAAAGAAACGGUGUAGAUUAAAAAAAAAAAAAAAAGGCACAACAGAAGUUAAGGACGCACAGAAAAGUGGAGAUGCAAAAAAAAAAAAAUUAAACAAUAACCUUUCUACUUACUUCUUUGCUCAUCUUCUCGCUGUCAUCAUUUGUUUUUUUUGUUUUUUUUUGCAUGGCCACUUUUGUUUGUGCCGUUACCUUCUGUUGUGGCUUUUUUUUUUGUUUAUCUGCACCGUUUCUUUUUUUAUUUGCAGCAGGCUUUAGUUUCUUUUUCAUUGGUAACUUACGUUGUGGCUUCUUUUUUUGCAUUCUUUUUUAUUUGCAGCAGUGGCGAAUCUCGGCCACCAUAGAAAUGCACCAUUAAACCAAUCCUAAUAAAUAGAGCUCCGGGUUUUUUUUAAACCUGCUGUAAAAUAUAAUAAAAUAAAAGUUCCAUUACAGUUGUUUUAUAUAUAUAUAAAAAAAAAAAACUGAGAGGUUUGUGUGACUAACACCUUCAAGGGAAAGUCACAGAUUUUACAAUACACUACUAUCCGACUUAAUUUAACACAACACAGGUAAAUGAAAAAAGGCUGUUUUCUCUUGAAUUCAACCAAAGUUGAACAAAUUCAUGAUUUUACUGUAACACUUUCAGUCUGCUUAGUCAUAAUAUAUGCAGAGCACAAUGAGUCAGCAUUGUAACAGCAGAAUAUAAAGUGCAGUUGUUGGGGGAAAGGAUGGACCUAUGAGAGGAGAAGGAUUACACUGCAGGACACGUACACAAACACACGUACACAAACACACACACCUGUAUGAAGCUGUCUGUCUCGCGCCCGAUCAAACAAAAUCAGGCUUCUUUGGUUUUUUCACGUCUUUCUUCUCUCACUCAGCAGACACUCCAGAUGGCCUGUCCUCCCCGGCCAUAUUGAGAUAAUCAAAUGAAAAGAGCACUCACAUUGUGAUGUGGUGUCCACUUUAUGAAUCACUCUGCUCGGAGCGCAAACACACUGAGACCAGAUCAAUUCAAAACAGUGCUGAAUAAACCACAGAUGUCUGUCUCCCUCCUUCAUUCACAAGAAACUCUCUUCAGACUGCCAAGAGCUUGGCUGUAAAUUUUUAUGAUCCAGUAGAUUUCAGUAAAAUAAAAUGACGGGUUCAUCUGAACGAUAGUAUUAAUUUAUUGUCUCGCUGUUUGACUUUCAGCUUCCUGGUGAGUUUCAUGGUGGAUGCUCGAGGAGGCUCCAUGCGAGGCAGCAGACACCACGGCCUACGAGUUAUCAUUCCUCCUCGAACCUGCACUGCCCCAACACGCAUCACCUGCCGUCUGGUCAAACCUCAGAAACUGACCACGCCUCCUCCGCUGGUGGAGGGGGAAGGGCUUGCGAGCCGUAUCAUCUCUCUCGGGCCCUCCAGUAUGCAGUUCCUCGGGUAAGUCAAGCUUUGACUUUUCUUUUAUUUUCCCUUUUUGGGUGUUAAAAGUGUAAUGUAGUGCUUUGUGUAAAUGUAUACUGUAUCUAUGUAGUGUGCCUCCUUCACAAAUUAUAUUUUAGUGUUUGUGGAUUAUAGGGGGAUCAGUUUUCUAAUUUCUAAUUCUUUUAGUUUUCUAAUUCUUUUAAAAUAAGUCUUAAAAUAGGUGUCAUGUCUGCUGUUAUUUAAAAUAUAAUUUAAAAGGACAUGCAUGGAACCACAGUUUUUAACUGUCCUGUGUUAGUUCAAAAUACAUCACAAGUGAAGAGCUAUUACACCAUCUAGUGGACAUGAAGAGACGUGCAUAUCAAAGUUUUGUACUCAAAAUUAAGAGUUUGUCCCAGCCAUAAUAUCAGUACAGAACUUAAAUUUGUUGCUUGUUUGGCUAUAAAACCACGUUUUUAAAUUCACUAAGCUCAGUUGUAUUUAUUUUUAGUGUUGUAAACUGGUGCAUCUUGCCUUUCUUUUGUGCAUACUUGGAUUCAGAACCAGUUUUAACAGAGAGGUUUCUUUCUUUCUUUCUUUCAAAGGCCUGUCAUCGUGGAAAUCCCUCACUUUGCCUCACUGGGUCGAGGGGACAGAGAGCUUGUGGUCCUCCGCAGUGAAAACGGCUCAGUCUGGAAAGAACAUCGCAAUCGCUAUGGUGACGAAGUGCUGGAAACCAUUCUUAAUGGCAUGGAUGAAGGUCAGUGUGAUGGUAAUGAAUGAGUGUUUCUGAAACCUUGCAUGGUUGCAGAUGAGUCAGUCCUAAUCUUGAUGGAUGACCCUGGAGUUACAAGACAAGGACACAGGGAGGGGAUCCUUUUUUUUUAGAGAAAUGCUGUCAAAGCAAGGUCAUGGAAUUACAGUUUCUCUUUCCUGAACAUGUCUAAUCCAAAAGAGGAGUUUAUGAUUCUCACUUUAUUGUCCUCGCUUUAUCUCCUUUUACUAACUCUGCCCUCCUCUUGUUCUCUUUCCUCCCUGUGUGCAGACUUGGAGAGUCAAGACGAGCUGGAAAAGAAGAGAAUCCGCCGGAUCAUCUCCACUGACUUCCCGCUCUACUUCGCAGUGGUGUCUCGCAUUCAGCAGGAAAGUGAUCUGAUUGGUCCAGAGGGUGGCAGGCUGACCAGCAAACUCGUGCCCCAUGUCGAGGCCAUCUUCCCAGAGACGGCUGUUACCAAGAGAGUGAGACUGGGACUGCAGGUAAGAGGAGGACCAGAGAUCUGAGGAGGGUGCAGAAAUGUGCAGGACUGAUGAAGAUGACGUUUAAGUCUGUUUUUAUCCUCCAGCUUGCCCAACCAAACAGUCAGUAACAGCUAACGUUUUUUUUUUUUUUUUUGGUUGUUUCAAUGUAAACUUAAAUUCUGACUGACUGCCAAGAUAAAAAAAUAGAAAAACACUCAAAACUGAGCAAAAUAUAAUCAGCAGAGUCAAACAUGGGAUUACAGUGUCUGUAGUAUCAUAGCAAAAUGGAUUUUCAGAGUUCACCGUUAGUCUGCACUCAGUCCUCGUUGCAGGUAAACAUCCACAUGCCUUUAGUUAUGUCAUGUCUUUAGUUAUACCAAUGUUAGUAAUGACCUCACGAUAGCAAUACACAGCGGUCUCAGGAGCCACACGGUUAACCAAAAAGCCACUCUAUAGCCACAACCAAUGCUCAGAACAGCACUUAACUUCAUUAACGGUAAAUAUAGGGUCCCAGCCCUACUCUCUUCCAGCAGCCGCUUGUUUGUACUGACACAUUGGGCGAGUCCAUCAACUGCAGCGGGGUGACGCAGCUCAAGGAAGAACAUUUAUGAUCAUUACUUUAUUAUUUCCUUGAAGUAAUAAUCAUCUUAUUAAUCAUUUUGCACUGCAGACGCGGUAGUUCUGAAAUGUUCUUCCUUGAACUGCGACACCCCGCUGCAGUCGAUCAACUCACCCGAUGUCUCUGUAAAAUCAAGCGGCUGCUGGAAGAGAGUAGGUGAGUUGUGUUUAGUCUCUUUGCCAAAGAAAUCGGGCAAAGCUAAAAAGAUGUUUGAUGGCUAGUACUAUGGCUGGGACCCUAUAUGUCCUGUUGAUGAAGUUAGGUGCUGUUCUGAGCAUUAUUUGUGGCUAUAGAGUGGCUUUUUGUUUAAGCGCAUGGCUCCUGAGACCGCUCUGUGCUGUUAUUGUUUGGUCUUUACUAAAGUUGGUAUAACUAGAGAAGCAAGCGGUCGGCAACAUUCAUCUCUCGACAGGGUGUCUAACUCGGUGUUACUGUGUAUUAGACCCUCGCUUGAUUUUAUGCCAGAAUAUCCCUUUAAUGUGAGAUCAGCAGAACUCGUCAAAAUGUCAAAGAGAUGUCGUUUAUUUUCAGAGGUUUUCUGAUGCCUUUAAAAAGCAUGUGUUUUUUUUUUAUUUUUAUGGUUUAUCACCAUAAACACUCAAACACUAAGGAUUAGGUGUGUGAAUAUCUCAGCCUGUCAAACCAUACUGUACCAUUUCUACAUUAGCCUUUCAACACGUGGUUCUACCCUGCCAAACAGGAGCUUUUGGCAAACAUGUGGCUGACUGUCACUCAUCCAGACCUCCACAGACACACAUAUGGAAGCUUGGCAAACAUUUGUGCUGACUGUCUCCUUUCACACCACACCAGCGCUCGGCUUUGUUUGUCAUGACAGAAUAAUUACGCACGGUUCUGUAUUUCACUUUUUCAUCACUGGAAUGUACAUUGCUGACAUUGUCUGUCGGAGCACUGAUUUGUCACAGCGUUGAUGCUAUUUAAGGAAACCGCAUGAGUUUUUUGCUUUACCUUAUGCUGCUCUGCUUGUGUUUUCCUUUUAUCCAGCCAUUCAUCACUCCUCAGUUCCCUGAUUUAAGUUGUGAACCACACUGACCGAGCUGAUGCACUGAUCUGAGUUGGGUCAGGUGUGGCAUAUGAAUUGGUUGCAUGUGUGAGUAUGGCUGAGAGUUUGAUGUUUCACUCUUUUUGCACACGUGUGUUUUUCUGUGUGCUCUCCUCGUUUCUGUUUCCUGCCUAAUCAGUAUCUUCCCCAUUGACCUUCACUGACUUCAGCUUUUAUGAUUUCUCUGUGCUUGACUUUAUUUUCACAAAUGUAUCCACCCAGCCCCUUUCUAACUUCAUAUCUCUGAAAAUGUCCAGUCCGACAUCCUCCUAUUUAUGACCUUUUCUUCCAACACGACGACAACAGGCGCAGCCCAUUCCUGAUGAGCUGCUGACUCGACAGCUUGGUAACCAGGCGACCUUCAGCCCAGUGGUUACCAUCGAACCCCGCCGACGCAAAUUCCACCGUCCAAUCGGCUUGCGUAUCCCUUUGCCACCCUCCUGGAGAGAGAGUCCUCGAGAUGCUGGAGAGGGCGAUACCACCAGCUUGCGCCUGCUCUGCAGUGUCAUCGGUAGAAUCCAUUUUUUACAGUUCAUCAAAAAGACAAGUUUUCUACAGAGUGAUGACUUUAUGUGUUGGUGUACAUUUUUAUACGAUGCUAUAAAUGACUGACACUGUGUGGUCGUUGUGUCUCAGGUGGCACAGCACCAGCUCAGUGGGAAGACAUCACUGGGACCACAAAGCUGAUGUACGCCCACAACUGUGCGAACUUCACCACCAAUGUUUCUGCCAGGUGAGUAUUUCAUCUAGAUGUACUUUCAGUUAUCUCUUCUUCUUUUUUUCGUGCACAUUCACCAGUCUUCUUAACCUUUUCUUCCUCAUAAUCCAGAUUCUGGCUGGCAGACUGCCCACGCACGGCGGAGGCAGUGACCUUUGCCAACCUGCUGUACCGGGAGCUGAUGGCCGUGCCGUACAUGGCCAAGUUUGUUAUAUUUGCCAAGAUGAACGAAGCUCGUGAGGGACGCUUACGUUGUUACUGCAUGACGGAUGACAAGAUGGACAAAACUCUGGAGCUGCAUGAAAACUUCACAGAAGUCGCCCGCAGUCGAGACAUUGAGGUCAGCAUCCAGGAACAGAAAAUGUUAACCAGGUCUUGGAGCAGUAAAAGGAAUCUCAGAGACCUUGUACCUAGAAAGAACAGGAAAUUUUACAUAAUCAGUUCAUUCCUGUUUCUGAUUUCUAAGCUAUGUAGAUAAUAAUCAACUUUAAAACUAUCAACUCUUAUAAACGUAGUUUUGGCUACAUAUCAGCAUCUGCAUUUUGAGAUCCAGAGCUCUUUAUGAGAGAAAAUGUAACACAAGCUAAUAAUACCCACUGAGCAAUAGACGGCUAUUAGACAUCUAGUUUUUUUUUAGACCUAAUUUCAACCGUCUAGAUUUUGUAUAUCUGUAGACAGAAUUUAGACGUUGCACUUUAACCCGCUAUUCGAUAAGUAUUUAUUUCAGAAAGCAACUGUGAGUUGAAUAACUGAUCUCCAAGUACUAAACCAAAAUAAUUAUGAUAGAUGAGCAAUAUACAGUUAGACCUCUGUUAGCUGGCUAGUCUAAACCCGGUCUAAAUUUAGACGUCUGAAAACUUUCAUUUUUAGACCUGUGGUAGCCUGAUUUUAGACCAGUCAUCUAGACUACAUUUAGACGUCUAUUAGACCUCUUUUAGGCCAAAAAAUGCUCAGUGGGAAGCUAAUAGGUAGUGACGGAGACAGAGUACGUGGAGAGAUUUCUACAGUAUCAGUUCACAGUUUGUGUCUGAUAAUGACAAUUAUCACUUUGGCUGUUUCUCAAAUAUCAAAUCCAACUCACUGUCAACAUUUUGUGACUCUCCUCAGCUGAUGGAGGGCAUGCCGCUGCACCUUGAGUGUUCUGGGAACCUCGUGCCCAUCAGGAAGGCCACUCAGCAGCCUCGCAGCUUCAGCUUCCAGGCCUUCAGAGAUAACAGGCUGCCUGUGUCUGUCAAGGUCUGUCUCCAUGAGACCGUCCAUAUGCCUGCCUCUCUAUCACAUGCUACGUAUUCAUACUGUACUGUGGUGUUUGUUCAGUUGGUGGUUUCAGUGUGUCAAGGAUCCUCUCUGCAGCCAGUUUCCCUCCUGGGCACUCACCUGCUGUUCAUAUGGUGGUUUUUGUGUGUUUGCUUUCCUCCUUCCUAUCUGUCAGGCAGUGUCCCAGUUUGUCCCCCAGAUAACAGUCCAGUACUGUGUUUUCUCAGCAUUCAUUCAGGAUCACAGCAACACUGACUCGGAGUAUUCUACACCUGCAAAUAAAUAAAUAUAGAAUUUAGACAAAAGUGUAAUUUUACAUGAGCACCUCAUCAGAUCCCAAGUUAGAAAUAACAAGAUGAUAUAUUUGUAAGAAGUUUUAUCAUUGAGGGUUUUUAUUGACAAUCACAUCUUAACACAUUCCUUAAUCUGUGUGUCAGUCAAUCCAUUUUUGUUUUAGUCAAAUUGUCCUCAUCCCUUCCUAAAACACAAACUAGUUAAACAUCGUCCACAUUUGUCAGACACUCUUUAAAGUUUUUAAACUAUUUUUAAUUGAUGUGUUAUAAAAAAAAUUCCCUCAAGAGAAAAUAGGUAAUAGGACGUUGAUUUAAAGAAAGUCCUUUGGGUAAAGAUGUAUUUGUAACCAUAUUGUUAAAUCAGUCUUUCUUUUGUCCUGCUGCACUUUUAUGACAUUGUUUAAACCCGUUUCUCUCUCGCUCAGAUAACCCAAACUUUUUUCCAACCUUGUGCAUUUCUGUGUCUAUCCUGUUGUCAUAUUCAUGUGUUUUUAUUUGUGUCGUCAUCCCUUUGUUUAUCGUAUCAAGUCAUCCAUCUAUAUAUCUGUUGUCUACCCCUUUUGUGUGUCUGUGACACACUCCACUCCUCAUUAUCAGCGAGAUGAAAAUCUGAUCAAUAUCUUUUCAUAAUGAUAGCUAAGCAACAAACAACUUACCUCUCUAGCUGUCAGCUCUCUUGGGUAAUUGUUUGCAUGCUCUGUGACUCCCUCACUUUCUUUGCCUGCCUUCCUAUCUUGCGGCCUUGCCUGUCUGUAUGUGUCUGUCUCACUGUCUCUCUUUCUCUCUCUCACGGUCACUCUGUAUCUGUCUGGUCUGACAGACGUCCAGGUAAAUGUGCAGGUAAAUCUCUCCCUCUCGCCUGCCUGUGGACUGCUUCCAUCCCUGUAUCCCCUGCUUCUCGUCCCAUGUUAGUGCGGCACAUGCUCAAGACACUGUGGAGGAAACUAAUACCUGUUUUGAUCUAUUUUUCCUCCUCCUCUUUCUCAAUCUUACUCUUUUCAUUCUUUGCUUUUCUUUCUCUUUCUUGUUUUUUUUACUGUCUUCACUUUCCCUUUUUAUUUUUGCUUUCCUCUACCUUCCUCUACUCCUCCUCCAUAUUUCCUGUCCAUUAUUUUUUUUCCUUCUUUCUAUCUUCUCUUUCUUUCUUUCUCUACCUCUCUCUUACCGCCAUCUUUCUGUUAGGUGAGAGAUAGUAACAAGGACGCCAUUGGCUUUUUAUCCUUUCUGAGGAAGUGCACCAAGUACGAGGAUACACAACAUGUCCUGUGCAACCUUAACAUAACCAUGCCGCCAUGCAUCAAGGUGAGAACUGGUUUGUGAAGCCAUCUCCAAAAUCACUGAAACGAGGACUUUUGAGCUUGACUUUACUCCAAACUGCAUGUUCAUUAUUAGAUCUUACCGCAGUGUUGAUAAUUACUAUUGAUUAUUAGGGCUAUUAACCGAUCAGCAUAUUUAAACAUGAUUUAAUCGCAUGAUUGUCUUUUGUUGAAUUGCCUUUAAUCACGAAUAAUCACACAUUUGUUGUCUGUUCUGAAUGUUCCUUCAAGAGUUUUAUAAAAAAUUUUGACACUCGUUGACAAAUCUGCUCGCCCUAUUCAAAGGUAUGCUAAUCAUUAUUGCAGUUAUCAAAAACAGCAUGAAGUACUGCCUGGAAAUCCCCCACAAUAAUCAUGUUUGUUCGUUCCAACGUCUCCUCUGCUUCAGCUUUCUCGUGGUCACAUAAAUUGAGCGUCAUGGCUUUUAAUUUUUAUGUGCAAGCUAUUUCAAGCAGACCGUCGUCUACACUGUUAGUAAGCCUGCAAGCUGAAGCCACCCAUUUAGUUUUCACUAUCACAGCUGUAACAAAGCUGUUCAAAAGAACUUUAAACCACCUUAAGAAAUACCAGACACUAAAUUUAAUGAAUGUUUGUUUCUGCCAGGUAAAUGAUAGAGUGCUUCAUUAUUAUUAUUAUCAUUAUUUUUAAAUGAAAAUGGACGUUUUAAAUCAUUGCAUAGCACGCUGUUAAUGCUCACAAAAAUAUACUCAAAAAAAGGAAGAACGCGAUAUUGUUUUAACUUUUAAAAUCAUUUUACUAAAUUGGGUUGGUUAAUAAAAGAAACUUAACAUAAUAAAAUUCUACAAUAAAAUCUGACAUGUAGCUCCAUUUGGAUUUACUGUAUUUUUGGACUUAAAGACUGCUUCAAAGGUAGGGAAAUGCCAUACUUUUUCUUGAAUAACAUGACCCUUAAAACAAGAUAAAUGCUCGUAACCAUGUAAACUGUAUUUACAUCUAAAGUCCACUUAAGAUCCUUAUUAUCCUUGAGGCUCACAGGUCACUGACUGAGUUUGACAAAUGAAUGUCACCUCUGAGAUUAGGUCAAGUCUACUGUAUGCAGUGAUUUUGAUUGUUUGUUUAUUGUUUAUUCUCUUUUUUUUUUUUAGGUGGUUGGAAGUGAGGAGCGCAGGCGGACUCUAACCCCCCUUGCCCUGAGGGAACGCUACAGCGCGCUGAAUGAGCCUGGUGUGGGUGAGUCCUCCGCUGCCUGACUUCCGGCCCUCUCCUUAUUUAUACACAGUGGAGACGGGCACUGAAUGUUGCACUGCCCCGUUACCCACAACCCUUUGCUUCCCACCCUUUUUAUUUCCCCCCUAUCUGUAACGCGUGCACGCAUGGCACAGAGACUGAGCCUUGGAUGCAAUGCACUGCUCCUCAGUGUGCCCCAGAGUUCUCUGUAGUGCAGUUAGAGGAAACUAUAUUAAAGAUCAGCUGUAGUCCCAAACAGGACCCAAAAUGGCUCCAAAACUCAAGGCAAAUGAGUUCCUGAGGUGUCCUGGUCGCUAUGACAGCAGAUGAAUGACUUCCAUGAUUGGUUUGCAUGGCGCUGGUAUCUCCACUGCGAUUUCCAUUAGCAUGGCAGCAGUUAUGGUUAGCAUUUGCCCUGUUGCUUAACACUGGGAAUGGGCAGGACCUCGCAGUGGAGCUAGACAGAGGAGUCCUCAUAUUGAUUGGCCUGUAGUAAACGAACAGAGUCAAGAUGGCCCUCCUGCUUUAUUGAAAGUUUGCUGAUUAUGAGGGUUCGAAGGGAAAAGGCCUUUUCUGUCUAUCAAAUACACAGCGCUGCUACAUUGCACAGUCCCGUACUAGUGGUUGGUUACUGAAUGCAACUUGGAUUGGUGGGACUAGCACCUGAAUGAAACCCAAAUUUAUCCUCCCCUGCCCAGAUGGUGUGCUUCCCCUGAAGGAAUUUAAGACAAAUACUGUGUUUUGGGUAUUGAAUAUCUCUUUCAACAGAACGAUACUUUUGAUAAGGUAAGUAUUGCUGUUAGCAAUUUUAAUAGUUACUCAAGUCAACAUCAGAGUCUUUAAAAGCACAGGAAUCAUCAAAACCAAAAUAGUGAAUGCAGAUAUCUAUUUAUAUCUAAACGGUCAGGUUUUAAGUAUUUAGAUUUGUUACGUAUUUGGAAAGUCCCAUCUUGAUGUUUCAUGGCCCCUGAGUCCAAACAUUGACCCCGAAACACAAGCUGAAUACUUACAGUUUUAUAUUUCCUGACAAAUACCAUAACUGUCAAUGGGACUGUCCAAAUACAUUCUUACUUUCAAACAUUGUUGUAACUAAAGCAGAGUUUCAGUUCCCUUAAUUCAGUAAAUGUGAAUUUGUAUGUUGCUGACACUUGAAUUUUCUGUCCUUCCAGCCACCGUGAAUGCGAUGGAGAGGACUGAGAUAAAGAUCAACAUCAUAUCCGAACAGCUGGGUUUGAGUUGGGCAGGUUAGUACUUCAAACAGCAGAGGAGCCUCCGUUUGUUCUCCUUCCAACGUUAGCUCAGAUGUCCCUCCCCCCUUCACAAAGCCCCACUGGACAGCAGAUGUGUCGACUGCAUCAGAAAGAGGGACAUCCUACAGUCUUAUUCAGGCAAUCACCCAGACCUGUUCCUCUGAUAGGAUUGCUAACAGGACCGGACGCUAAACUGUCAAUAGAUUGGUUUGAAUAAUCAGAAAACAGAAAUCUCAUUUUCCCAGCUGUGGUCGAUAAGCUGACUAGGAUCAUUUGAGUUCUUUCAUGUCAGGUAUCCUGCUAGUUAAGCGAUAGUCCAAGGUCUAGGGUGCUGAAACUUCAACAUCCUGGUUUGAGGUUGGCUCUGAAUGAGUCCUUUAUCUUCAUACCAAGAUAAACUACAGGAGCAAAUUUUUGCUCUACAAGCCUCCACCAAGCCUCCAUCACGCCUGCUCCACAGUUGGUUGGGAAGGGUCACGUUUUCUGUUUUAUUCCCACCAAACUUCGGACAUCGAAGAGACGUGCAGAUCAAGUCAGUAUUGGGUCGGUCCGUCAAAGACCACAUGUCAGUGCGACAUGCAAAAUAGAUUAGAAAUUUCAACGUCCAAAUUGGACCUUUCUUAGAUGUCGCUCUGAUGUUUAGAAUUUGGACGUCAUCUGAAGACCGAAUCUAGAUGUCAGCACAAUGUGCAAAAUGGAUCCAAGAUUUAGACGUCAUUAUUAGACGUUGAAAUAACAUCCACAUUUGUACCUCAUCGUGGAAAGAAUACAUUAAAUAGAUAUCAUUUUGACGUCACAUUGCGCAGUGGGUUCCAUCGAUUGUCUUGAUUGCUCAUCCCCGUCCAAUCUCUCUGACAAACAAAUUUUUGCCCCGUUUCCAAAACCUCCGUUAUCAUGAAAAAAGCCAAAUGAGAAGAAGAAAGAGGAAGGGUUUGGCUUCCAUGUAGGAAGAGGAUGUUUCGAAGCAGUCAUCAGGACUGACAGCCAGCAGGCAUUAUGGUUAUUUGCUUCUGUAGGACAACAAAGCGAGAAAUAUCCUUCGCGAGAUACCUCCCUCAUGUAAUCAGGGUACGAGGAUGACCUGUCUGAAGCUGUAAGUUUCACAAGCUAUUGCUGAAUUUAUCGACCUGACUUGUCCUUUUGUUAGAGCUGGCACGGGAGCUGCAGUUCGGUGUGGAUGACAUCAACAGAAUCCGUGUGGAGAAUCCAAACUCACUCCUGGACCAAAGCUCCGCCCUGCUCAGCCUGUGGGCGAGCAGAGAAGGCAAAAGAGCAAAGAGUGAGUCCCACAUUAUUAAAUAUUAAUAAAAAAAUCAGACUUUAUUUAUAAAGCACUUUUCAUACCUGUGUACUCAGUAACAGUAACAGAACCUGCAAAUAAAUUGUAAAAGAUUCUGGAAGUCAGUGUAGUGACUGUAAACAUUUUUAAAACCAAAGUAUUAAUUUGCUUCCUUCUCUGUAAUCACAUUUCUCUCUGUUUCUUUUUCUAAAUGAUCCCCUCUCAGUGGAGAGUCUCUACACUGCUCUGAAAAACAUCGACCGAGCAGACAUCGUCAUCUCUCUGGAGGGUCAGCCUCCACAGCCCGCCCCAGGUUCUUCUGAAGAGGGUGCCUGUCGACUCAGUGACCGGGACUCCACCCUGCUGUCCCCCAGUGUCAUCAAUGGUAAGACUCACAAACACAUCACACAUCACAUACGACAUGCAAUAGUGAAAUAAGUCUUUGUAUUCAUGAUAAGUAAAGUAUCCUAUGAAAUUAUACAAAGAAAUAGUGUUCAUAAUAGUCUGACAGCAUUAGACAAUCUGCAACGGCCGGAAUGAUCUUCACACUGGAAAUGCAGACAUGUAGAAAUGUCACACUUUACAGACAUAUGCAACAGUCUUAAAGACACACAAUGCAAUGCAAAUGAAAAAAAAAAUGCUUCCAAAAGCCAAAACAGCUGCAUGAACAACAAAAACACUGCAGAUACACAAAUGAUAGAAAGCAAGAGCAUGUGAAGCAGAAAACAGCCGCAAAUCAAGAUAAAAGCUGCAGAGAAGUCAGACCUUUUAAAACUAGAACUCCAGGCUUGUGGGGGUCCUGAGUGACACAGCUUUAUUACUGACAAGAUGGAGAAGAAGAUGACACAUUGAAUAUAUCAGUGAUUUCAUACACAUUGAGUAACAUGAAAACCAAAGCAGCCAGGGGAGUCUGAGCUGGAUUCUGUCAGCUGUAACAGUGAAGACAGGGGUUCAGAAUUUCACUGACAAAAUGCUCUUUACUCUGAGCCUCAUACUGGGCAGACUGGGCCUGGUACUGUGAAGCCAUCUGGGGUCUGUGGCUAGAAGGAGCUGCACUCAGCAGCUCAGUGGGACUUUAGCAAGGCUUGACUCCAAGCAUCCUGAAGCUGUUGCAUAACAACCACUCAGUUCUCCCAUCCCCACUGUGUCCUCUUUAUUCUAUGGCUGCCAAAAAUUCUACUAACCGAGAUCCAAAUCUGACCAAUGCUACACUUAUUAGCGGUUAAUUUAGCUUGGCUUUCUAUCCAAUAUACACUUUCGCUCACUAUGGUUGAGCAGUUUUACGUUUAUACAUACAGUUGUGUUUUGUCACCUGAGACAUGGUCAUCAGACAUACCGAGCUCUGAUGAUGUUUAUCGGGUAUUAUUAAGUCUGACUUAUCUGCUGCUUUUGUCUUUAUUUGUAGCUGCUGUCUGUCAUGAUGUGUUUUUGCUUCAUACCAUGUAUGUAUUGGCAAUGCCUAUGCUGUUCAUGCAGUUGUUUUGGCAGUUUGCAACACGCUUCCUUCAUUCGCAGUGAUACGUUUUAAACAGUUGCAUGCAUUUUUGAAAAUAUAUCGUCUCUGCAUUUGCAGUGAUUGUUCCAACCGUUUCAGAUCAUUUGCCCUGAUUAUCCUCCAAUUAAAAAAAAAACCAAAACAAUACAACAGUUUAUUAUUAGGAUUAAUUGUAAAGUUGAUUGCUGUCUUAAUUUUCUAUAAUGGUCACAAAUGGAAAGUCCACAGCGGAAGGGGAAUCGUGACAAAGAAUGAUGACAAAGUUCAUUUUAAGUUAUGCAUGGUUAAAAUUACAAUUAUGUGUUAAGUGUUAACAUAACAAAAACAAAUGCUUUAUAGUGAAUUAGUAAAAGUAGUCGUAGUAAAAGAACCUGCUUGAUUCAGGGAUUUUUCUCCUGGAUUUUUACUCACAAAUGUUUUCGGUAAACAAAUGUAAGCUAGUUCGGUUUAGUCAAAAUGUCCACAGAGACACAAUCCUUCAGAACGAGAAUGAGGAGAUCUGCUUUCCACCUCUGAAAACCUCCCUGCUUGACUUGAGUGUGGGUAACAGCCAUUGUACCUUGUCUCUGUUGCUCCACAAGAGGUCACGGACACAAGGCCAUCGCGCCUAGUGCACAAGCCACGAGUUAUUAGACCCCCAUUUUUCAGACGGGGUAAGUUGAAGCUGAACCUGGGCUGCAUGGUGGUUUGCUGCUCAUGAUGAUGAUGAUGAUGAUGAUGAUGAUGAUGAUGAUGAUGAAUCUCAAAUGAUGUUUUUGAGGUCUGAGGAAUGGUGUCAUUCUCCCACCAUAAACCCGACCUUUGCAGCAUGCACUAACACCGCCUCUGUGCAUUCCUCACUGGGGCAUAAGUCAUGUUUUCUUAUUCACACCUCAUACUUGAGCCCUAAACAUGAUGGUUCCUACCCUUCUCACUAAAUAUGAGAAACGAGGACACACUCGGAGUCAAUUCAGAGUAAACUAGCGCGCUUCAAGGCCAAACAGGGUAACUUUGGGGAAAUUGAAUAUCAGAGAUUUUUCACACUUCAGGCGUGUUUGAGAGUGUGUGCACACAUACUUUUGUGUGUGUGCGCAUACAAUUUGUGUGUUGUUUGUGUGUCUGGGAUGGAUACACCACUCAAAAGUGACACAAGCACACAAAUGAUAGUGUGCUCUGGGCCUUCAUACCUUAUGUCUAUCCCUCCCUCUUUCUUUCUUUCUUUCUUUCUUUCUUUCUUUCUUUCUUUCUUUCUUUCUUUCUUUCUUUCUUUCUUUCUUUCUUUCUUUCUUUCUUUCUUUCUUUCUUUCUUUCUUUCCCUGAGAAUAAGACAUAAUUUUACUCCUGACUUUUCAUCUGACAGCAGACUUUGACUCUGCGAUGCUUCACUGAUCUUUAAGAUUUGUCUUUUACUCAGGACAAUCUCUCUCUUUCUCUCUCUCUCUCUUUCUUUCUCUCAGUCUCUGACCUGAAACAUGUCAUAUCUGCUGCCCAGCCGCCCUUGCUUCUCCUCCUCCUUGCUCCCUCUCCUGCUCUUCUUCUUCCUCACAGCUCUUCCUGUCCGACCUCUGACCUCAUAUGACCUCAUGUUGACCUCUGGGCCUCCUCUUCUCUUGUCAUCUUAUUUUCCGUGCUCCUCCUUCGUUCAGUCGAGCGGGGGGACCCUCUCCUCCUGCUCCUCCUCCUCCUCCUCCUCCUCUCUCAAUCCAGCUCUGUGUGUGUACUAAAGUUUGUGCAUGUGCACGCUGCAUGCUUUUCCGUUCAAGUAUCUGUUUGUGUGUGUGUGUGUAUGCUUGCGUGUUUCAGAUCUUGGCUCUGAACUUUUUAACGUUGACGUGAGUCAAAGAAGGAAACGACUAAGUUAGUUUAGCUUGCAAGAAAUUUGUGUAUGGGUUUAAUUUCAUUUAUUAGUUCGUUUGUUUUGGUGGAAAUGCUUGCAAGAUAAAUUCAGAUUACUUAAAUUUUUAAAAAGAUCGUAAAAUUCAUUUUUUAUCUAGACCUAGUUGAGACGCAUUUGACUGUAAAUUCACUGGGACUUGUGCGUGAGGGAUUUCUGAUAAUGUUUGCCGUUUGUUGUUUUUUAUUGUGACAUUUUUAUGUGCAUGGCAUGCUUUCAAUGUAAGAAGUUUUCCUCACAGUGUAAAAUGUUUUCUCUGUUCAAUGGGUGUAUUUCAGUCUUCUUUUCGAUGCUAUAUUAACAAACAGGUUAUUUUUUCUUUUACUGUGAAAUAAAUGGUGUGUUUUUUUGAUGCUACGCUGUAAAACAUGGUCAUAUAGAAACAUAACGUUCUCGGUAUAAUGCUGCUGUGAGGAGGUGUCAUUCAUUCAUGGGCAAAAUUGUAUUGAAAUUGAAUAUUACAAUAAAACAUGUUUAAAUUUAUGCAGGGAAAAUAAAAGUUUUGAGUUUAAAGUUGCUAAAGAUGAACAUGUUUGCGCUUAAAUUACACGGUAAAGUCGACCCGGCUUUAUAAGAUCGGCGUCUUGCCCUGAACUUAUGACACACUCACAGUUAACAUUGUCUGAACGUUAUGUGUCAGAAGGUAUUAUACUGAGGUGUGUGUGUCUGUGGCUUGGGUGUGGUGAUAUUUUGUGUAAACUUGAGCUAAAAGUGUUUGUCCUCAUCUGUGUUUGAAUAUGAGUGCAGUACUCUGUGUGUGUGUGUGUGUGUGUGUGUACACAGUGGUAAAGUGAGUGGAGUAUUUUCAUUGUUUUUUGUCGUCUCUGUGGAUCUUCUUUGUGCUUCACUACAUCCUGUGCCUUUGACACCUUUAUAUGUGUGUGUUUGUGUAUGUGUGUGUGUUUACGUGUGUGUGUGUUUUUGUUUAAAAAGCAGGAGUGAAGGAAAAGGCUAACCCAGAUUCAACUAAUUCAUUCUAACUCUCAUUCUGAUCCCGAUUCAUUCCUCCCUGUUCACCUCAUUCUGACGCCACCUCUCAUUCUCCUGGCCCUGUACCAUCCCAGAAACAGACACGCACAAACACACGCUCACUCACUCACUCACAUACACACACACGCUCACUCACUCACUCACAAACACACACUCACUCACUCACAAGCACGGUUAGAGACAGUGAGUUUUACAGUAAAGAGGUAUUUCACCCAUUAAUGUUUUUUUGAUAAUUUGGAGUCACCUUUGACCUCAUUAGGUGUUACCCACAAUUUUGUAAGACAUCAGUCUGACCGUUUGAUUUCUGCUAGAACUAAUGACUUAUAAUAACUGUGUCUAUAUACAGUGCUGAGCAUAAAUGAGUACACCGCUGCAGAGUUGUUAGAAAACCUUGCGUUUCCUUUCAAAAUCAACAUUUUCUAUGUUUUUAAAGUGCAAACAAAAUAGUAUUUUUUUUUCUAUUUAAAAUCAGGAUGCAAAAAUGAGUACACCCCACUCAAAGUUCUGAGAGCAAAGCUAACUUUUAGUUACCAUAUCCCCCUGAUUUUCAUUUUAUGGUAAAGAAAAUGUUAUGUUAAACUCAGCUUUGUCAAAACUUUGAAAAUUGUACUUUUGCUCAUAUAGAUAUUGAGUAAUACAUUAUUUUUAUAAGGGGUGUGCUGAUUUAUACUGGACACUGUAAAUUGGUUAAUUUGACUUAAAAGCCUCUGAGAAAAGACAUUUAUUUUCAUGAUAUAUAUGUAUGAUAGUCUUUGUUGCAGUUUUUUAACAAAUCCCCGUUUUCACAAAACUUCACAUCGUGGUAAAAUUUCCUCAUGUAGGUCAUGAGUUGCUUUUACAGAACUGCAUUAACACAGUUCGAGUGCACAAAGUUAUUUGAAGACCUAGAGUGGUUGGCAUAUCUUACUGUUCUGUUGAUCAUGGCCAGUAUUUCGUUAGCCGUGCUGCUCACCUUCCAUAGUUGAGAAUUUUAGACAAGGAUAACAAGAUAUCAGUCUAUGGAAGUCAUAAUUUCUUGAUGAGCGUUCUUUGUGAUUGUCGAGGUUUAAAGAAAUUUCUACGAAACUACAAAAAUAUGUGUGGCUUUUCUUUGUCUGAGCCUGGUCAGGAUCAGCAAGUAUUCAGGAUCAGCGUUUACCUUUGCACCCCUAUCUUCAAUAAUUUAAGCAUUGGGUAUGAUUAAUUUUCAUACCUAGAAAGUUCAUCUGAAAUACAUGUUUUCACGAGUCAAAGCUCCAUCACAGCAAAACUACUGUGAAGCAUCUACGCAACUUCCAGAUGUUUGCAGUUUUAACAUUGUCAUCUUUGCAAUUGUCAGUUUCGACCCUCUCAAACAAUAUUUCAUAUAAAUUCCAACAUUUGUGGGUGAAAUACUCCUGUUCCGUUUCACCUUUUAUCAUUCAUCUGAAUUCAUUAAUCUGACAAUUUAUCAAAAAUAUUUUAUGCAACUCCAGACGUGAGCGAAUAGGUUCAUCUUGACACAUAAUUUUGUCAAUGUGUACAAUUGUCCUGUUAUGUGUUGAUUUAUAUUUCUGGACAUUUGGUCAUUUUUUUAUGUAAAACUUCGAUGUAAUAUUUGUCAUGGAUAGCAAAGACAGAAAGGGAAACUACUAAAAGAGAAAAAAGUAAAAUCUUCAAAAAACGAUAAUAAGAUGGAAGUCAGCAGAUAAAUUAGCUUGAUCAUGAUUAUGUAUGAACAGAAUAAGGAUGUAUGCAGUUUAGAGCUUUGUGUACGAGCACUCCGCUCUGGUCUUUGUACUCAAAAUUAUGAAUGAAAGUCACUUUAAAGAUCUCAGAUUUAUCCUGUUUGCAUGUUUUGUAGAAUUUUUUUUUGUACUUCUGUAUAUUUGCAGUGAGAGAUGUUUAGUUUUUUAAACUAAAAUAGACCUGACAGUGAAAGUCAAGGGCUUAAGACUAUUGAAAAAGUUAUUUCUUCAUGUAUUGGUUAUUAUAUCUAAGUGUCUGGAUUCAUAGAUUGAAGUAAAACUUUUAAAAUGAAAGCACUGAUUUCUUUUUUCAUUCACAGCUGUAUGAGUAGAGUAGUCAAGCCUCUUAUGACUUAAAUGAGUGACUUUUCAAAGACUAUCUUUUCAAUUAAGAACUAAAUGAAAGCAGAGUUGUAGUUACUUCCAAUACAGGCAUUUUCAACUUUCCAAAGUUUUGAUAAACAGAGUCUGACUGUCUGAUGUCUAGUGCGUGUGGUUGAGAAUGUUGUGGAGAGUCUGAUCUAUGAACUCUAUUUCUAUGCUUGGGGUGCAGAAAUAUGAAUGCAUGACUAAUGUGUAACCACAGGAGAAUGCAAGAGCAACAGUAACUUGCAUUUUCCUCUUAGAAUCUGCAAGAUGCUGCUGACUCCACACAGGAACCUGCAACAACAAGGGUUGGAACGAUAACAGAGCAGCUUCAUGAAAACGAUGUAGAGAGAUAACGUAGUCUGAUACGUCGUCUUCACUUUGACAGAGAGCAGCACCUGGCCUCUGCUGGAAUUGGUUUACACAGACGGUGAUCCAAACAAAUUUGAAGAAAAGACAUUUAUUUGUGAUGGUCAGAGUUUAAAAGUCCGACCACUCAUUUCAUGGGCUCUUGGUAAAUCCAACAGCCCUGGUUUCCUAAGGAUCCUAAAAUCCUACUGAACUACACUUCCUUUAAAAGUUACAAAUACAAUAUUUUGUCGUGCCAACCCCGCCAUCUGUUCUGUUUAUGAUAGACUCACCUUGUUUUCUGCCUUUAAAGGAACACAGUGUCUGUUCUGCAGAUUCCCUUACUUACAUGGCGACGAACUACAUAGAGCCCUGCACAGUUCACCUCACAGACAGUGAAUGAUACACCAAACCCCUCUAACCCACACCUCACGCUUACUGCUGUGUCCCAAUGACGGAAACAUACUGAGAUUUGGUUAAAAGACACAAACAGAAGAUAAUUUAUCCAAUUAUUCAAAGACCCAUGAUCAAAAUCAGCAUUACGAGAUACCACCCAAGGAUGUAUUUGUGUCAGAUCGCUGAGUCCACAUAGCAUCCUUCUUGUCACAUUGGCUGAAUCGAAAGCUUUCUGGUCUCCAAAGACGGACUCUGCUGUCCUCCCUGGUGUAUUGGGACAGGGCUGUGCCUCACUGUUUCCUCACAGGUUGGAGAAACAGUCAAACUACCACCCCCCACUCUUUCCUUGGCUGUGCCUGCGUGGUGUUAGUCUUUCUUCUGUCUCCCCCCUGUCUUCCCUUCAGGUUAUGGGCUGGUGCAGGAGGAGCUGCUGUCCCCAGCCUCUAUGCAGUACAGCUUGCCAUCUCCGCUGGGCGUGGAGCCUUACUGGCAGGAGGUCUCGAGCCUCGAGUGCGCUCCGAUCGCCACCACCGAGGAAGACACACUUGUGGAGAUGUCGGACAUUCAAGUGUGGCCAGCAGGGGUCAGCCCCUCGCUGGCCGUGGAAGACUCGUCACUAGAGGGCAGCAGUCGGGCCGACGACUCAGAGGGCGCCACCCUCUCUUUGCCCUGCAGCUUGGGUCGCCCAAGCAGCGGAGCCAGCGGGGCUAGUGGCUCCAUCAUGGAGCUGGAGGAGGAAGAGGAGGAGGAGGAGGAGGAAGGGGAGGUUGAGGAGGAGGAGGCGCCACAAGAGCCGACAACAGAACUGGCAGAAAGGGACAGGGUGAGAGCCAGUGGUGCCGUCCCAAAAGUCAACUUAAACGGCCAGCUGGGAGGUCAGAGGUCGGACAGAAGGAGAGGGGAGGCCCUCGUCGCAGGAGGAGGGGCUAUAGGGGGAGGUGAAAGUCUAGGGCUGGGUUCAGUGGAGGGAAUUUCUGUUGUUGCAGGCCAGCAGGUGUAUGCCCAACGGUGUGAGAUAUCGGGACUGAGUCGCGCCUCGGAGCACAACGGGGAUAACCGGUAAGUCGGCUGUAAUCCUCUGAAACGAAUCGACCUUUUCUUGUCGCAAAUAAACAAAACUUUGUAUUGAUCCACUUUCUGUUUUCUUGUUUCUCUGUUUUUGCUCUCUCUCUCUUGCUCUCUGUGCUUUAUCCACAUUUCGGUCCUCAGUAUGGUGGGCGGUGGAGCAUUUCAGCCGUACUUGCCUGACAAGGACUCUCUGCAGGGCUGGGUGGGCUCAGUGUCAACAGGACGCGACGGCAGCAUGCCAGGCUUGCGAGUGGCCCAGGAGGCUCUGCUGACUCCGGUGUGUGACACGGGUUACUCUUAUGUGCUGCGUGGGCGUUUCCUGCAGGGCACACAGCCCUUUGACAAGGGGCUGGGCUUCUCUCACCAGGAGAUGGGCCAACGUGCCUGGGAAAAGGAGCAGAGGCGGGGCCAGGUCAGGUUGCCGCGACAACCACCGCCGCUUCCUGCGCCUGGAGGGGGAACAUCUUUGUCCAUCUCUUUAUCGUUUCUGAAUGUUUGCCUUCAUCAGCAGUUGUAGCCCCACUCGAUAACUCUGCAAUCAUCAAAAUGGAUGAUUUUGAUGAAGUCACUAACCUGACCUGAUCAAUGUGUUGUGAGGCGCAACACAUGAGGACAAUCUGCCAUGCCCAGUAGUUUUUGGUUUUGUUUUACAUUUAAAAUGCUAACAGAUCUAUUAUGCAAAUCUAGCUGUGUUUCCACGGCAGGAACUUCUCCCGAGGAUCAGGAAUGUUUCAAGGAACUGUUCACCAGAGCGGAUAAGCUAGUGUUAGAAAAAGGACAUCCUCACAGAAUAAGUUCUUGAUCAGCUGUAAGGACUUUAAGACUUAUCGGAGCUUUGUGAUGAUGGGGAAUCUGUCAUGAUCCAGUCUAAAAGGAAAAUUCAAAGGCUAAUUUGCAAGAUUUUAAGACAGUGUGCCUGAUUUCUUUAAUGUCGUUCGGUUAAAGAAAGCCUGUCUUUGAAUUUUGUGGCGAUUGAAGAGCAUAUCUUUAUUAAUAUAGACCUCAAAUAGUGUUGGAUACCAUGAUGAUGCCAUCUACAGCAGCUUUUUGUCUGAGAUAAGCUCUCUCUCUUUGGUGUUGAAAGGUGCAGUGUGUAGUAAUGGGAAUAUUAAGCAGUAUCUAGAGGUCAAAUUCUAGAUAGAAAUACUCUGUGACUCACCUGAUGAUGAUGAUGAUAAUGAUAAUGAGACAGGGGGAUGCAUGAUGAGUAAGAUCUUCCCUUUGUUUUUUUUCCAAAACAAAAUAUUUUGCACACAACCAUUCACUUCCUCUCCAUCGUGCAUUUUUUGCAUCCUUUUUACAUAAAAGGAGGAGGCGGGUUUGUAACAAGUUUGUCUGUGCUGCAGUAGAAAAAUGGAGAUUCGGGAUAACAACCGUCACGGCAGGGAUCUGUUUUCAUGUAGACAUAAAAGGCUAAACCUGAGUAAACAAAAAAAAAUCAUAUUUAAGUGAUUGUAUAUGAAUCUAAACAUAUUUAAAAAUGUUAUAGUCCAAUUUUCAACAACUUAUCGGCUUAAUCCUCCUCAAUCUACACACUGCACCUCCAAGGCUACGCACAUCUCACUUUUUAAUAAUACACUAAUUGAUAAUGUAUUAUUGAGAUGAAGCACAAAUAAGGUGAAUAUAAUCAGAGAGUACACUAACUUAAAUGUUUAGAAAUGGAAUUAUACUAAUUAUGGAUAUAUAUAAAUGUUUGCAACCACAAACUAAGUAACCAAAAGUUGGUGUCACUUUUUAAGAUUUGGAUGUGUUUGCUGAAAAUUCCCAAGUCUAUAAACUGCAGUGAAAAGUCCGACAACAUCAGGCUGGUGGAAAGUUGAAGUUCCUUGAAAGUAGUUCCUGAAAAUUGAAGUUUCUGCUGUUUUGGGUGGAAACGCAUCAGGUCUAACAUCUUAUUCUGUGAUGUUAUUUUUCCAGAGAGAGGAGAAAGACGACUACGCUGCUGAGGCACAGUUUGCCUCUGAACAGGGCAAGGUGCUCGCUCGAAAGGUAAAUCAGUGUUUGUGUCGUUUACAUGGAGUCAUUUUCACGAAAAAAAAAAGUAAAAUGGAGCACAGUCACAUUUUACUGUGAAUCAGUCUCAAAGCCUGGCACAAAGGGUGGGAAAUUAACGGCAGCCACCAGCCAAAUGUGGGUCGAAAGUAUUGUGUCUACUUUGAAAUAUCAAAAUGUGAAAAACUGAGAGAGAAAAUUCAAAACAACAAAAUCGAAGGCCUACCGUCCUGAAAGAUGUGUACGAAAAGUCGGCCAUUACCACCUUUCAUUGUCAUUGUCUCCAUUAAUAAAGUGCUUUUCAGUAUCUAUACAGUAUAUCCAUAUGAUGUUGGUAGUGAAGUGUUUCAGAAAUGAUCCCUGUCAAACUGAUUGGCUGAUGAGUUCGUACUUGUGAUGAAGUCAGAAAGCCACACUGGCUGGCCGGUGGAGAGACGAGUUAGUUUCCUGCUCUGGUUUCAUGAAGAGGCUUCAGGAGUUAACUGGUCUGAGUGUUGUUUCCUUCCCUCCUCCCUCCCUCCUUGCUCCAGGUGGGGGUGGAUGUGAGAAAGGGUGCUCAGUCAGUGCAGCGCACCAGUCUGCGGAGAGUUAAACACUGAAAUACACAUACUACCCCAGUCCUCCAGGUACGGGACACUCAGCAAGCACUUGUGCAUCCCAGUGCUUGGAAAGAAGCCCGUAUGGCGACACAUUUAACUCUGUCAGAGCUCAGUAGUCUGUCACACUCUGUUCUGUUUCAUGUAUGUUCAAAAUGAGAACCUCAGAUCUGACAUUCACUACUCUGACAAUGAAGAACUAAGUCAGGUUUCCAAGUGUUUAUAGUUUCUCUCCCUCUGUUUUCUAGGACCGGAAAGCCACUGCCAAACCGUCCUCCAAAAAAACACAACCGGACCGAAGAGGAAAAUGA